AUGGCGGAGGCCAUGUGCACAAGUGCGAGGCCAGAUGGAUUAACAGCAUUUUCCCCGCAAAACAGAAGCAGCCACCGGAAAUUAACCUGCGAAAACCUACCCUCCAAACGUGCUGGGGAGCUGGUCUCCCACGUAAGACACAGCAUCCUCCCCCUGGAUUGCCAUACAGCACCUCCCGAUCAGCCGCAAUGGAACUGCGACGCAUACAGACAGACAACUUUCAGCGGGAGCACGCUAAGCCCACAGAGGGCAUCGGCUAAGCUGAGACUCAAGAGGACACUUUGCCUAUAUGCCCCACUGAUCCAAAUCUACCUAGUAUGUGUAUCGCAAAGCCGCGAUCUAAGCUUUUAUGAUAAGCCAACCUCAUUGAUCAUACCCUUGCUUAACUAUAGGGGCCUAUGGGGCGAAUUUAUGUCCCACAGUUAAGGCAGCUACCCAGCUUAUUACAAGCAGCAUGCAUUGCCCACUUAUAUCUCUCUAAGAUGGAAUGUUUAAACUACCCUAUCUUAGUCUGUUACUCGCUUUUCUAUCUACCCACAGUACCUAAUAAGCAAGAGUUACUCAAUAAUGCCUAAAGUUAGCUUGUAUAAAACAUAAAAUUGUGCAUGUGUUCAGAUUACCCCAAACGUGAAACUUGCUAAUAUGUCUGAGGAUUGCCUUUGGGGCACCUCAAACUUGUAUGUAUUAUUAUAAUGCGAGGCAAACCCCCCCCCCAAAAAAAAACCAUUAAGAGAGUAAAGAAAAUAAUAAUUAACUUAAUAAAGUGUUAACAAAUUGAUUUGUCUAUUUCAAAAUCGGCCUGUAAACAUUAUUUACAUAUAUCUGCAUAUAGUGUGCAUAUAGUAUGCUCAGGCUCUUAGUAAGUAAGAGGGCCUGUCCCUUACUGCAUUGAGAAAGCUAGCUUUAACCCCACAGUACAAAGCAAAAAUGACGACAUCUUGUGACACUGACUAUGGAGUAUGGAGCACAUGGAAAUGUAUGGAGAUGGUGCAACCCAUCCAAGGACAUUCCUAUUGUCUAUUGAGCGGCAUUAUUGCAGAGAACCAACUAUGAAUAAAGUGAGAGAGUACUCCUUGAGACAAAUUCCAAAUGCUAAGUUCCAACCUCUAACUAUUCCACUUUUUUAGUUAAUAAAAGAUGUUUUAAUUAAAUGUCAGAUCUUUUCGUGUCUCCUCACUUUCCUCCUCCAAAGUCAGCAUGUAACCAGUCAAGGUGUCCAAACUCAGAUUCACCAUUUUGGGCCUAGGUGUCUGCAAAAUAAAACCAAUAUCAUGGCUACCUCCAAUUGAUCACAACCAGGAAUUACAUAAUUUCAGUAAUUGUAAUCAAGGAACCUUCUAUCUCAGUGAAGGAAGUCACCAGAGGUAUCUUCACAGUCCAAAGAGAUACACCUUUUUGCUUAUGUGAUAACUGGUAGAAAAGUGACCGAAACAUUGCUUUAUUAACUGAUUCAGUAAUGUCUGCUUAUGGGAAGACCUCUGUGUACCCAUACCUUAACUAACAGGAUGUAUGUGAGUAUCUCACCACAGUACUCAAUGGUAUGGGAUAUCACUACUAUAGCAGUGAUUGAAGAUACUAAAUCAUGCUCAAUUGCAUCUGAAUACAUGUAACCAGGACUGCCUUUGGAAAAUGUCUGGGCUCCUGGGACCAGAGUCUGCCCACAGAGCACAAUCUGAGUUUACCCUCAAGGAUGCAGUGUGUGUAGAGUGGAUGCAGUCAGGGCCGGACUGGGAAUUAAAAGUAGCCCUGGAAAAAAAAAUAUUUACCAGCCCCAUAAUGCGUCGCGCCAGCAUAGUGUGCAGAUACAGAGUUAGAACAGAUAACUUAAAAUAAAAAGUACUUCAACAUAAAAAGCGCACUCAUAGGCUUCAAAAUAAACAAAAGUGCAGAUUUAUUUUAAGCAGACGUGCCUUUGCAUGUAAUCAAUGUUUCAGUCCAACCACCUUGACAUAUUAAGGAAAGCUUGUUAAUGGGACUGAAAUGGUGAAUGUAUGUAGGGCACAACUGUAAAAAAAAAUUAUUUUGAAGUCCUGUGGGUGUGCUCUUCACUUUAAAUAUGUUAUUGUGCUGGAGUACACACCUAGCAACAAGACUGGGCCAAUAUCUGCUCAUUAGAUAUGGUACAUAUUAAUGAAAUUUCUCUGUGUAUUAUGCAUAUAUAAAUGUACAUUAAUAUGUGUAAAUAUAAUAGAUAGAUAAAUAUAUAUAUAUAACUAAUAUACACAUUAAUAUACAUGUCAUAUACCAGUGACGGAUCCAGAGCCUGAGCCCGGGAGGGGCACUUGUAGAUUAUUUAAAGAAAUAUUCCAUGCACAAUAACCACUACUCCUCUGUGUAGUGGUUAUGGUGCCAGGAGUGUCAGCACCCCCUCCCAGAGUAAGUAGUCAAACCGUUUAAGAACAGUUUGACAACUUACCUGGAGUCUGCUGGGAUAUGGGAGUGUAGUAGGGUAUAGGAGCAGUGGUGCAAUGUGUGAGGGGUGCAAUAUGUGUGAAAGGUUCAGUGUGUGGGGGACAGUGUGUGAAUGUGUGUGUGUGUGGGGGCAGUGUGUGAAUAUGUAUGGUGUGUGUGUGGGCAGUGUGUAUGGGGCUAGAGUUCAAUCCUACUACUGCGACCACCAGGAAGUGGUGAGAGUGAACUCUAGCCCGUAGCUCCAGGGCUAGAGUUCACCUCGUGAGAGCCGGAGCGUUGCCCCGGGUCCUCUCUUUCUCCCCCUCUGCUCUUCUGUGUCAAAGUCUCCCCUCUCCUUCCCAGUCUCUCUCUUCCCCCUCUGCCUCUUUCUUCCCCUCCCCUUGUGUGUUUCUCUUCCCCCUCUGCCUCUUUCACCCCCUUUCCCUGUGUCUCUCCCUCCUCCACAUCUCUCUCCUUCCCCCCUUUCCCUGUAUCUCUCCCUCCAACCCAUCUCCCCCCUUUCCCUGUGUCUCUCCCCUUUCCCCAUCUCUCUCUCCCUCCAACCCAUCUCUCCCCCCUUUCCUGUGUCUCUACCCUCUCUGAUUUCUCUCCCUCCCCCUCCACCAUCUCUCUAUUCCCCUCACUAUCUCUCCCCCUUUCUCUGUGUCUUCCCUCUCCCCAUCUCUCUCCCUCCCCCCUCCACUAUCUCUAUAUUCCCUCACCAUCUCCCCAUCUCUCCCCUUCCCCUGUGUCUCUCCUCUCCUUCCCUGUGUCUCUCCCCUCUCCUCCCCAUCUCUCUAUUCCCCUCACCAUCUCUGCCCCCCUUCUCUGUCUCUCCUCUCUCCCCAUCUCUCCCCUGCCCCUUUCCCUGUGUCUCUCCCUCUCCCUCCCCUCCAUCAUCUCUCUCUCCCCCCCUCAUCCCUGCCCCCCUUUCUCUGUGUCUCUCCCUCCCCCUUUCCUGUGUCUCUCCCUUCUCUCUCCCUCCCUCCUUUCCCUGUGUCUCUCCCCUUCUCUCCCCCUUUCCCUGUGUCUCUCCCCUCUCCUCCCUCCCCCUUUCCCUGUGUCUCUCCCCUCCUUCACCAUCUCUCCCUUCCCUCCCUUCCUUUCCCUGUGUCUCUCCUCUCUCUCCCUCCUUUCCCUGUCCUCCAUGUCUCCCCAUCUCCCUCCCUCCUCCUCCAUCAUCUCUCUGUUCCUUACCAUCUCUGCCCCCCUUUCUCUGUGUCUCUCCCGUCCCCUUCUCCUGUGUCUCUCCCCUCUCCCCAUCUCUCCUGUGUCUCCCUCUCCCCAUGUCUCUCCCCUCUCCCUCCUCCCCUCCACCAUCCUCUCUAUUCCCUCCCCCCCCCCCCUUUCUCUGUGUGUCUCCCCAUCCCCCCAUUUACCUUAGAGAAGGCAGGGGGCCGGCCGCGUUCCAGGCCGAAGCCGCCGGGCCGGGUGGCAGCUUCGCCGGUCCGGCGGCACUGGUGUCUGAAGGAGGAGGAAACGGUCUACCAUGCUCCCUCGCGGUUCCCACAAUUCCCAGCACAGGAACCGCGAGGGAGCAUGAUAGACAUGCUCCUCCUCCUUCAGCCAUCAGCCACAGCAGUGCCUGGAACGCGGCCGGCCCCCUCAGAGUGCCACCGGACCGGCCACCCGGUGGCACCGGCCACCUGGUGGGCCAGUCCGGCCCUGGAUGCAGUGUGUGUUUAUUAAAAGCAGUGUGUAUAUGGUGGUUGCAGUGUUUGUGUGUAGUGGAUGUAAAGUUUGUGUGUGUAGUGACUACAGCGUGUGUGUGUGUGUAGUGGAUUCAAAUGGUAAUUGUAUAGUGGAUGCAGUUGUGUAGUGGAUGCAGUGUGUACAUAGUGGUUGCAGUGUCUGUGGAUGUAGUGUGUGUGUUGUGGAUACACUGUGUGUAGUGGAUACAGUGAAUGUGUAAAUAUGUGGGGUAGGAUAGUGGUUGCAUUCUGUGGGCAAAUGGUAAAAAAACAUUUUUUUUAAUUUAAAAAAUAAAAAAUUUACAUUUUAUUCUCCCUUGCCUGCUUGUUACCUGUGGCUGGGGUGACAUUACACUCCCUGGUGGUCCUGCAUUGGGCAGGCUGCAAGCUGUAUAUAAGCUGUAUAUAUAGUGAAGAGGGGGCCCAACACAUGUGGUCUACAGCUUCCGGCAGCUCUUCUCUCCCUGUUUCUUGAGCCUGGCCUGCCUGCCAUUUAUUAUUAUAUUAUUUAUAUAGCGCCAUCAGAUUCUGUAGCGCUGUACAAUGGGUACCAUGCGGAUUAUUGCCAUGGUAACUCAUGGCAACACCCUCUUCACUAUAUAUGAGACAGUGGAUUACAAGAUGAGAGGGAUUAGAGGAAAGUUUCCCUGCUGUCCAUGCCACCAAGGACCGCCGGGCCUGUGACAGCCAUCAUGGUUGUCACGCUAUAAUGGUGGCCCUGCAUGUAGCUAUGCAACAGCUCAAUCAUCUUGUUAUGGUGCCAAUAUUCCCAUUAUGCACAUUAUUAUUACUGAUGUUUAUGACAGUACAUUAAUGGAAAAUAGACAAUACAGUAUAAACUAUCCAAAACAAAAGGAAUAGCGGACCCUGCCAUGAGAGGAGAUCUCGCAUUUACAGCCCUUUUAUAUAAAGUACUAAGCUAGAUGGCUUGUGCUUGCACACGUGCACAUAAGACAUCUUCCUUUCAUUACAUCACUGGCACGCAUACACGUUCACAGUAUGACAGCCUCGACUAUAAUGUACUGUAGAACUGAUCAAAACACAGAGAUAUAUUUUACAGAAAUAAACAAAUAGACAUAUAUAUAAAAUAAAUAAAUAGCGCACUUUAUGGUCAUUCUUUAGAUAUUACAUUGUGCAGAAUUUUAAAAUGACAAUAUCUAUCUAUCUAUCUAUCUACCAAUCCUUCCCCUAUCUAUCUAUCUCUCUAUCCUUCCACUAUCUAUCUAUCUGUCAUUCCACUAUCUAUCUUUCUAUCUAUCUAUCUAUCUAUCCUUCCGCUAUUUAUUUAUCUAUCUAUCGAUCUAUCUCUCAAUCCUUCCACUAUCUAUCUCUCGAUCCUUCCACUAUCUAUCUAUCAUUCCACUAUCUAUCAAUCUAUCCUUCCGCUAUCCAUUUAUCUAUCUAUCUAUCCAUCCUUCCACUAUCUAUCUAUCUAUCUAUCUAUCUCUCUUUAUAUCUAUCCUUCCACUAUCCAUCCUUCCACUAUCUAUUUAUCUAUCUAUCAUCUAUCUAUCUCUCUAUCUAUCCACCUUCCACUAUCUAUCAAUCAAUCUAUCUAUCUAUCUAUCUAUCUAUCUAUCGAUCCUUCCACUGUCUGUCUGUCUAUCUGUCUGUCUGUCUGUCUGUCAAUCUAUGCUAUUCAUAUGCUAUUUAAAUUGCCAUUGGUGGUCCAAGAUGGUCCCAGCUAAAGCAGUAUUCCUCUGCUUGUAGUUUACGUACCAUGCUUUAAGGGGACACCAGAUGUGUUCAGGGAAGCCAUUAAUGGUAUUUAGUUAUAAAAUACUUUAUAAGAGGUUAUUAUUGGAGAGGAAGUUAAGACCAAUGGUUCAGAUGGAGAAGGAUGAUAAAACAGUGAAUUAGAGGCCUCAAUAAUCUAAAUCACUGUAUCAAUAGGAAGCGUAUUGUCAAAGUCAUGACAGUCAAAAACAGUCUCUUAGAGAGUCACAUCCACUUCCAUUAUGACAAAGAUACCAUGUCUCAGCGUGUUCUAGCUCUCAGGUCCCUCCAACACCCCGCAGUACUGGGCUGCCAUAAUUCCCAUAUUCAUUAACACUUUGUAGAGGAAGCUAAAUAUAACAGGAAACCCAAUCUUCCUGAUGGGGGGGGGGGGAGAGGAUAUCAUGUCACUAGAUUUGUGGCAGAGGGGACAGCAGGAGACACUGAGAGGUGUCCUGAGUGAUGGACAGAUCGAAAGGAAGCGACAUGUGAACAAAGGUAAAAUAGAAAGAGGGGGAGCAGUUAAAGAGUUAAGACAGGAGUAUGAGGUGGGCAUUAUAAUUGUAGCAAACAGAGGUGAAGGGUUAGAGGGAAAGGAGAGGAGAUAGAUAGAUAGAUAGAUAGAUAGAUAGAUAGAUAGACAUACAAAUAGAUAGACAGAGACAUAAAGCUAUAGAGAGAGAGAGGGAGAGAGGUAGAUAGAUAGAUAGAUAGAUAGACAGACACACAUAAAGAGAGAUAGAUAGAUAGAUAGAUAGACAUAAAGAGAGAUAGAUAGAUAGAUAGAUAGAUAGAUAGAUAGAUAGACAAAUAGAUAGACAGACAUAAAGAUAGAGAGAGAGAGAGAGAGAGAGAGAGAGAGGGGGGGUAGAUAGAUAGAUAGAUAGAUAGAUAGAAAGACAGACAGACAUAAAGAGAGAUAGAUAGAUAGACAUAAAGAGAGAUAGAUAGAUAGAUAGAUAGAUAGAUAGAUAGACAGACAGAUAGAGAGAUAGAUAGAUAGAUAGAUAGAUAGAUAGAUAGACAGACAGACACAUAGAUAGAUAGAUAGAUAGAUAGAUAGAUAGGUAGAUAGAUAUUUUCUGUUUUUUUGUAUUGAUUUUAAUUAGAGUUAAAAACACAGAGGUUUUAGAACUGUAAAGAAAUGAUAAGUAUGAUAAAUAUAAAUUAUAUUAUAGUGGUCCAGUGCUUCUUAAGUUUUUUUUUUUUUUUUUUUAAAUCUGUGUUUAUUAGAUAGAGUAAUGGUAGUACAGCUUAUUCGAUUCAGUGUUCAGCAGAUUGAGGUCACGUACGACCUGUGUGUAUCUGCUACAAUAUGUGCAAAUAUGUAACAAGCAUAACAUUCGUUCCUAAGAACAACUCCGUCGCUGCCUUACAUUACUGCAAUCUAGACAACCAACGCUCAGUUUAUAUAACUUGUACAUAGUUCUUAUCGUUACCCCUCAGGGUGCAUUUAUACUACGUGAUUGGUCAGCCACGAGCUCUCCCUAGUGUUUUUGUGGGUGUUCGUGGUGGAUAUGGGAACCUAUGAAGGUUGACGUCGUAUGCGGUGUGUUUUUGGUAGCUAUGCGUCGUGUCAGUUACCUACGGACUCGCUAAUCUUAUGUUUUGGUAGAGUGCCUGUGAUAGGGAAUCAUAGUGCUUCUUAAGUUGAACCCUUAUAAAAUAAUGAAUACAAUAUGUCUAUAAGGUAAAUGGUGGUCAUAGAAUCUAAUACAAAAUGCAUGAAUGGCAAACUCAUGGUAACUGAAAGUAAGUGUUUCAUUUGUUAGUGUUUUAUGUGGAAAAAGGUGAAUUCUAUUCAUCUUUAAAUGUUUACAUUAUUUGACAUAUCUUCAUUGUCUAUCUAUCUAUCUAUCUAUCUAUUUACCUGUCUAUUAGUAAUUACCCAUCUAGGGCACAGGGGAGAGCAGUGUUGAAAGUGAGUGAUACACAGUGACAGUGUAUAUAGGAGAGAGCAAUGGAACGCAGUGUUAGAGAUGGAGAGGGGCUUACAGUUCAAUAUUCAGAUCAUAUGUGAUAAACAGUGUUAUUGUAGAGAAGAUAUUAUAAUGGUGAAAGGAGUAAGAUCUCUCAUGUAAAUAUCGGAGAAUACAAUGGGUAUAGAGUGCAGAGAGAUUUGUGAUCACAUUGAGUGUGAGAGAGACAGCUCAGGGGGAGUGAGUGAGCAAGGGAACCGAGCAGGGAUAUUAGAAAGGAGGGAACUCAGAGACAGGCUCAGAAGCUGAUGAGAAGGAGAGAGGCGGAGGAAGAAACUUCCCAUGGAAGCCCGGAGAGCCAGGGAGCAUCUGCACAGACACAGCUUCACUCCGGGGACCCACAGAACAGAGAAACUGGAGCCGGCAGAGACCUGAGGAAGAGCGGAUUCUCCGAACCGCACUUACCUAACACAGGGAGCAUCCACUAUACAGUGUGUACUGCUAUUCAACUGCCGGGAUUCAUCUACCGAGAGAGUGACUUACUAACCCCCAGUAUACAGAGAGAGGGACCUACUGAUCCUCAAUAUAUAGAGAGAGACCCACUGACCCCCAAUAUAAAGAGGCCCACCAGCCCCAAUAUAAAGAGACAUACUGACCCAAUAUACAGAGAGAGACUCACUGACCCCAAUAUAAAGAGACUCACUGACCCCAAUAUAUAGAGAGAGACCCACUGACCCCCAAUAUAUAGAGAGAGACCCACCGGCCCCCAAUAUACAGAGAGAGACACAGUGGCCGAAUAUACAGAGAGAAACCCAUUGACCCAAUAUACAGAGAGAGACCCACUGACCCAAUAUACAGAGAGAGACCCACUGACCCCCGAUAUAAAGAGACCCACUGACUCAAUAUACAGAGAGAGACCCAUUGACCCAAUAUACAGAGAGAGACCCACUGACCCAAUAUACAGAGAGAGACCCACUGACCCCCGAUAUAAAGAGACCCACUGACUCAAUAUACAGAGAGAGACCCAUUGACCCAAUAUACAGAGAGAGACCCACUGACCCAAUAUACAGAGAGAGACCCACUGACCCCCGAUAUAAAGAGACCCACUGACUCAAUAUACAGAGAGAGACCCAUUGACCCCAAUAUAAAGAGACUCACUGACCCCAAUAUACAGAUAGAGAGAGACCUACUGACUCCCAAGACCCACUUACUCCCAACAUACAGAGAGAAAGACCAACUGACCCUCAAUCUACAGAGAGACCUACUGACCCCCAGAGUACAGAGAGAGAUCAUAGACCCCCAACAUACAGAUAGGAACCCACUGUACUCCCACUAUACAAAGAGACACCUACUUCCCCCAAUAUACAGAGACCCACAGAUUUCACAUAUACAGAGAAGCUACAGACCGCUUUUAUACAGAGACCUAAACUUAUAGAGGGCAAACUGCAAUACAUAAUUAUAAUGAUCAAAGAGACAUCCCAAUUUACACUCCAGACACAAUGUAUAUAGACCACACUGCAAACUGGAGACACCUAAUACACUGAGACACAUCCCCUCCUAAACUGCAGAUGCCUAAUAUGCAGAGCUAUCCACAAUGAAAGACAUCCCAUGCACUUACACUGUAGAUAUUAUUAUACACAGACACCCCUUAUUAUACGUCAAAUUUGUAAUAUAAGAGACACUGCUAGUACUCUUAGAUGUCUAACAUAAAGACAUAAAUCCACAAUUAGUCUUCAAACAUGGAUUUACAGACAAUCCAGUAAAUGAGACGGUAAAGAGAAUAUUCAUGCGAACUCAGAACAAAGUUUAAUAGACACAGUCUAUAGAUCCUCAUACAUAGUUUGAUGCUUACAAAUCUUUACACAGAGAGCUCAGUUCAUUCUGCUCUGACAUUACCCGUUCCAUGUACACACACUGAGUUCUCCACACAUACAUCACAUUGAGCGCUUACACUGAGUUUCCCCUCAUUCCACAUUACCCCCAUACAGACAUGUUCAUUUAAGAACUUUCCCAAUUCCUUAUACGGAAUUAUAUACUGCACAGAUCCACUCACACUGCACAGACCCAGUUACACUGCACAGACCCACUCUUACUGCACAGACCCACUUACACUGCACAGACCCACUCACACUGCACAGAUCCCACUCACACUGCACAUAUCCACUCACACUGAACAGACCCACUUACACUGCACAGACCCACUCUUACUGCACAGAUCCACUCACACUGCACAGACCCAGUUACACUGCACAGACCCACUCUUACUGCACAGACCCACUUACACUGCACAGACCCACUCACACUGCACAGAUCCCACUCACACUGCACAUAUCCACUCACACUGAACAGACCCACUUACACUGCACAGACCCACUCUUACUGCACAGAUCCACUCACACUGCACAGACCCACUCACACUGCACAGAUCCCACUCACACUGCACAUGCCCCACUCACAGUGCGCAUACCCCACUCACAGUGCACUCUCUACUCACACAGACCCCACUCACACUGCACAGAACCCACUAAAAGUGCACAGACCCUACUAGCAGUGCACUGACUCUACUCACACUGUACAGACCCCACUCCUACUGUUCCGUCCUCACUCACACUCCACAGACCACUCGUACAUAGUCCCCACUCACACUGUACCGACUUAUUGCAUAAGAGCCAGAGAGAUAAACUGACACCACGAACCCCAGUUAUAGAGCACAAAGGGCUCUCUGUAUCAGACAAGCCUUUAUUAGAGCCCCCUCCUCCUUAUUAGACUCCUUAAUGAGACAGGGAGCCCCCUUCUCCACUCAGCCUCUCACUCUCUCUACGGAUCACAGCCAGCAGGACCCGCAUUCAGCACCGCGGACAGCGACAGCCAGGUGAGAGGGAGGGACUGACAGAGACUGGUAACGAGACAGUACAGAGGGCAGGGGGAGCGUGAUUUGGUUAUUACAGGGCAUGGGGGAGAGAGGGAGGGACAGGGUUACAGGACAAGGGGGUGAGUGGGAACUAGGGGGAUCCCGAGCAGGGAGGAGAGAGGGAGAGAGUGGCUUACUGGGAAGGCUCAGAGAGGAACGGUUGUGUUUUAGGGAAGAAGGGGAGAGAGAGGUAUGAAGUUACAGUUCAGAGGGCAGAAAGAGGGAUGGGUUAGAGGGCAGCCAGAAAAAAAGAGGGGUAGCUGGGGUUAUAGGGCAGACAGGAGAGAGGGGUAGUUGGGGUUAGAGGGCAGACAGGAGAGAGAGGGGGUUAUAGGCAGACGGGAAAGAGGGGUAGAUGGGGUUAUAGGGCAGACAGGUGAGAGGGGGAGUUGGGGUUAUAUGGCAGACAGGAGAGAGGAGAUGGGGUUAUAGGGCAGACAGGAGAGAGGAGAUGGGGUUAUAAGGGCAGACAGGAGAGAGGGAGAGUUGGGUUAUAAGGCAGACGGGAAAGAAGAGGGGUUAUAGAUGGGGUUAUAGGGCAGACAAGAGAGAGGGGGAGAUGGGGUUAUAGGGCAGGCAGGAGAGAGGGGGAGAUGGGGUUAUAGGGCAGACAGGAUAGAGGGAGAGUUGGGGUUAUAAGGCAGACGGGAAAGAGGGGUAGAUGGGGUUAUAGGGCAGACAGGGGAGAGGGGUAGUUGGGGUUAUAUGCAGACAGGAGAGAGGGGAAAUGGGGUUAUAGGGCAGACAAGAUAGAGGGAGAGUUGGGGUUAUAAGGCAGACAGGAAAGAGGGGUAGAUGGGGUUAUAGGGCAGACAGGAGAGAGGGGUAGUUGGGGUUAUAUGGCACACAGGAGAGGGGUAGUUGGGGUUAUAUGGCAGACUGGAGAGAGGAGAUGGGGUUAUAGGGCAGACAGGAUAGAGGGAUAGUUGGGGUUAUAUGGCACACUGGAGAGAGGGGUAGUUGGGGUUAUAUGGCAGACUGGAGAGAGAGGGAGAUGGGGUUAUAGGGCAGACAAGAUAGAGGGAGAGUUGGGGUUAUAAGGCAGACUGGAGAGAGGGGGAGAUGGGGUUAGAGGGCAGACAGGAGAGAGGGGUAGUUGGGGUUAUAGGCAGACCGGAGAGAUGGGGAGAUGGGGUUAUAGGGCAGACAGGAGAGAGGGGGAGAUGGGACAGGAGAGAGAGGGGAGAUGGGGGUUAGAGGCUGACAGGAGAGAGGGGAGAUGGGGUUAUAGGGCAGACAGGAGAGAGGGGGAGAUGGGGUUAUAGGGCAGACAGGAGAGAGGGGGAGAUGGGGUUAGAGGGCAGGCAGGAGAGAGGGGGAGAUGGGGUUAGAGGGAAGGCAGGAGAGAGGGUGUUAUAGGGCAGUCAGAAGGGAUAAAUACAAUGAUAAUGACAGAGGCAUGAUAAGAGAAGAAAAGAGAAGAAGAAAUACAUAGAUAAUACACAAUUGGAUCAAUAACAAAGCAGGGGAUAGAAGGGAUGUGGGGAAAAAGGCCUGGAGAGAGCAAGCAUUGAGAGAGAUUUAAAGGUUAGAUAGGUGUCUGUGUGUAGUGGGGUUUUAUUACUAGAAAACGAAGAUAGGCAUUUAGAUGGGCACGUUCUGAUAAAACAAAGUAGCAAGAUGUAGUGCUGGUAACAGAGAGGAAGAAAUGCAGUGUGUAUUUCGGUUAUGCAUUAGAAACGCCUAAAUAAUUAUAUAUAGCUGUGAGCAAUUUUCAAAAGUUUAUGUUAUCUAUAGUAUGUGUCUGUCUCGCAAUUUAAUGUGAAAUAUAUAUAUAGUAUAGGUAUAUAUUUAUAUAUGUGUGUGUGUAUAUAAAUAUUGUGUAUGUUCCACAUAUUCUAUAUACAGCAUUCUUUUACAAAUGUGUGUUUUAUUGAUAUUUUCAUAUAUGUGACUGUAUUUUAUGUGUGCUUUUUCUAUUUUGCUUUAUGUAGUUGCUAUACGGGAAUAAUACGCGUGUGUGUGUGUAUAUAUAUAUAUAUAUAUAUAUAUAUAUAAAGAUAUGUAUAUUUGUGUGUUGGCGUGUGGCUGACGCUGGCAGAUGGAACAGACACAGGAAGAAUGAUAGUGUGUGUAAAUUCUUGUGAAUGGAUGUUGUUAUGUCAGGGAGCACAGGGAGGCAAGGGGAAGGAGACUGGCAGUCAGAUAGAACUGUCACCUAUUGCCUUAGAAUGUUAUCAUUCCCCACAUUCCAUUACCCAAGGUGUAACAACUGCCUUUCCAGUUCAAACCCACUCAAUAACACUCAUUACAAUGGGUCUUACCUGUAUUAUUGUGCAGCAUUGCUGGCGGAGGGAGUGAGGGCCUGGCUUUAUUUGUCAUGUUAUUGAACUUGCAGGGUGGCUGGGGAGGAGGGUUAGUUGUCAAUAUAUACCGAAACCAAUCUUAGGGUAGGUAGAUAUGUGCACUGACCAUGUAUAUGAAAAGCACUAGGAGGGCACUGGGAUACAUAAAUAAAGAAACUGGCUAUACAGAAUUAGAAGAGAGUAAUGGUUACUCGUUUUAAUGAUUAAGUCUUAUAGGAAGACAAAAGGCUACAGGCUAGCUGGGCAUGAUGGGGAGUGCAGUUCAUAGACAUCUGGUUGAUUAAGGUUUAAAAUAGUCCCUCAGUGCUAAAAAACUAAAGGGGAAAAACCCUCCUGUCAUACUAUCCCAUUUUGUAUUAUGUAUAAACCAUCAUCUAUACUGAAAACAAAACCCCUACCUUUAUACAUCAUAUUCUCUAAAUCAGAUAAAUGUACACCCUUAGUUACUGUCGUGGCAAACACCUUGAUCUAUAAUAGUAAAAUCCAUUUCAUGCUUUGUUACAACAUCGAUGUAUCUAGCUUAGAUUACCUAUUAAUUAAAAGGCUCAUCUUUAGAAUGUCCUGCUUUAUUUAUCCAUUUACUGGCUAUUCCUGGGAAUUGGAGAGAGCUGACAAAGGGUUAAAAUCUUGUGGGUUUAUUCAGUAAGUACCGUCUUUUAGUGAACUUCAAGGUAAAGCUGCCAGUCUGUAACUAUAGUUGAGGUGGGGAAUUUUUCCAGAUCAGUAAUUUUUUUGCCAACAUUCUGCCAAUAUGAUUUUAAUUAACUACAAUUUGGAGUAUUUUGAAUAAACCUACUAGAUAUCAGUUCGAUAUGAAUCACUGUUUAGUAAAUAAAUUCCAUCCCAACUCAAGCUAUUUGUUCAGUCUGACCAUUUUGGCCUCAAAUUUGUAGUUCCCUUGCCAUUUCUCCAUUAUUUCCAUUUUAGUAAUUCAAUCUAAUAUAGUCUCUUUACUGGUGAAGAAAUGACUCUAUUAUGGAAACAUCAUGCUCUCUAUAUUAGACAAAUAAUUCUCACUUAUUUAAAAUAAUAACUCAUUCUUUUUAGAGGUUCUCCAAUAUGUCCUGUAUACGUAAUCUGAUAUUAUGAAAAAUGAUGCUGCUAUCUCAUUCGGAGUUAAUCACUCUGAAUUGCUGGGAUUUCAACUUUCAUUUUAUUGUAUUUAUUUAUUUAAUUAAUUAAUUUUAGACCAAAAUAACUAAACUGAAAAUAUAACUAAACAUUUCCAGUCUGGAAAAGUUAAUCUGAAUUUAAAAUUCAAUUUUACUUUGAAUUCAGCUUGACAUACAAACAAUUCACACUUUAUUGAAAAUCCUUGAGAAGUAUAUUCAAAUGUCACUCUCUUUGUUACAAUAUGAUGAAUUAGUGUUACUAAACAACAGUGCAUAGUAAAAGAACAAUUCUGGGGUAAAGUUCGAAAAGUGAUACUGUCACCAUGGAAACCGAAAGAAUGUUCCUGUUCACUGUUUCACUUUAAGAACUUUGUCCCACCAUUGACCACCCUCUAUGUGUAACAGCCUAUGUUUCUAUACCAGAGUGAUCAUGUUACAGUAGAGCCAGUGGUUAGACUGAUGUAUAACAUAGCUAUAUAUAUAUAUAAGUGUUGAAAUUGUAAGAUUUGGUUUUUAGUUCUAAUCUCCACUUAUAUAUGCUCCUCUGAGUUAUGCACAAUAUUGUCUAUUAGUUAUGUUACUGUGUGUACUAUGGUUUAAUGUGGGCCCCUAUAGACAGUAUGACCCCAACUUAAUCCACCCUAUAUCUCUAGAAUGAUUAAUUUACCUACCACUGCAUGGCUAUAAUUAUGUGACUUUCUAAUUUUUGGAUCAUGCACUGCUUCUAUUUCUCUUAUCACAGGUUUGCCCAAAAGUUAGACUCCCAGCUGUUACAAAGGUUCAGCUCCCAUGAUGCUCUAGCAUCAUCAAGGCUGGCCAAGUAUUCUUGGAGUUGGAGUUCUGCAAUAGCUGGGGACCCGUUUGUGUUUUUUUUCUUUAUUCCUGCUCUAGAUAGGUCUAGAUCAGAUGUACCAUAUUGUAUGUGCUACAAUUUAUUUUUUUGUAACAGACAAGUUGCGUGUCUCUCCAUUCUAUCUAUUAUAAAUACAUCAUAUUGGCAUCUCAUAUGUUUCUGAACCACAAUUCCCAUCAUGCUUAGUUAGUCAUAAAUAUAGGCUUUUCGGAUACAUUAUUUAUUGGAUGGAGAAGCUCUUUUUUAUUUAACAUUUUUGACAUUUGAGAAAUGGUUCCUUCUUAUCCCCAUUUGUCAUCGUCAUCAACCACAAUUGUUAUCAGGGUAGCAAUCUCUCUAUAUGGCUAAACUGAAUUAUAAAGUAAAUAUCCCAUUUCUACCUAUCUUAUUCCCUUGGAAUAUCACUUUUACUCUUUGUGUAUGAAAUAAAGCUGUAAUAACUAUAUAUAGUUAUAUAUUGAAGAAAAAAUAUUAGAAAACCACCUAUAUACAUUGGUAAGGCUUACAGCAAUUCCCCUUGCUUGUCUUUUCUUGUAUUAGAGAAGCGCAUGCAGUACCCCCUGCCCCCCCGCCUGUUGCUCUCAAGAUCUGGUUACCAUGGUUACUAUGUGAUUUCAAGCCCCCCUUCAGACAGUGAUCUGAGCCACGUGUGUUCAAUACAUAUAGACUUAGAUGUAAAUAAAUAUUUUAUAAUUGUAUGUACACACACACACAUAUACUCAUCUAUAUAUAUAUAUAUAUAUAUACAUAUAUAUAUAUAUAUAUAUAUAAAUGAUAUAUCUAUCUAUCUAUCUAUCAUGAAUAUUCAUGGGCUAUCUGCUAAAUUGUCAUCCGGCAGUGUUGGCACCCAAGAUUAGAAGAAUAGUUUUGGUAGAUGUAAUCAAAAUGGACACAGUAAAUGGAACCUUUUUUUUCUUGUCCAAUGUACGGUAGUUGAUGUAGUGGUUAUUAUAGAACAGACGGCCAUAAUAGAAACAAAUUCCUCAUAUUCUGAGACACACAAAGUCCUUACAGUGUUUAGUCUCCUGGACCCCCAAUAGAUGCAGAACAAAGAGAAUGGCCAAACCACUGACACUCUAUGGGACCCUCAAAAAUACCGAAGCACCCUACCUCCUGCCAAAUAAUAUUAAACAUGUAUGAGAGCAUGGUGAGAGCAAUUUCCCCUUAUCUGUCUAUUUCAAAUGAUCUCCAUGAACCUUUUUUAUGACCCAUAAAAUAAAAAUGAAAAAUAUCACAUUUUGUAAAAUGCAUAGUUUUUGUUUGUUUUUAAAGUCUGUAGAAAAGAAAAAUGCUACUUUUUAGUGAUGAUCAGCUCAGCUCCUCUUAAGAUAAUGAUCUGAAAUUCCAAAACGUCUCUCUGAUAUCAUAUGUAUAGAAAACAUGAAAAGGUAAUGGAACCUCUCUCCAAAACAUGCCAUGUUACACUUAUAGACUUUAAGGAGUCAGUAUGAAGUGAUAACCACUAUUUAGGCUUUCAUUGGGUACUUUUUUAAGUACAGCUGCAGAUCUACUUGUCUGCAGAUUUGAAAGCCCUCCCCUUCUUCCCCAUCACAGACCUUUUGUCUCUGUCCAGUCCCGAAGUUCCCAAUGCAGAUCCUUGAAGAGUCUCUGAAAAGCAGGUGCUGUGGGCAAUUGCCACCUCUUGAGUUUAGCUCCACUGAGUUAAACAACUAGAAAGUACCAGUUCCGGUUGUUUGAUUAAUAGCCAGGGGGGUGUAUCAAGGUAAAUUUUUCAUUCUCUGUAAAAAAUGAAAAAGAGGACACACUCUUCACGCAGCAAGCUGAAGUGCUUUAGUGUGGAGUGUCCCUUUAAGAUCACAUUUUCUUAUAUGUUCCUUGAUAAGGUAUGCUAUGGUGGUCCUAGUCCCCUAUCAGUCCUAUUGUGGAGGGAGCAGAGAUGAAAUAGGGGCAUGCCAAUGGCACAACACAUGUCACUCAUAAUCUGCAUUGGCCAUAUAUAUAUAUCAGCCCUACAAGAUGACAGCCUUAAAGCUAAGCAAUAUUUACAAAGACAUAUCUGCAAUGACUAUAUCAAUGUUACAGACACUCAAGGUUUAAUGACUAAACUGUGGUCAUUGAUGAAAUCAAAAUUAAUUCUGAUACAUUUGGAGCAAAAUAGUCAGGUUGACAUUACAUUGGAGUUGGAGAUUUUCUUGCAGCUUGUCUCUCUUGACCAAAAUCUUUUAAAUUGAUUUUUUAUUUCAUCCCAAUUCACUGUUUAGUGAAAUAACCCAUUGAGCACAUACAGUCUAUAGCAUUAGCAGGGGUUUGGUCAAAUACAACCCUUGCUACACUCAAUAGCUAUUUUAUUUCCUGAAGAACACCGCAGCUUUCAGUUGAGCAAAUUCCACAAUUGUUUUGCUGAAAAUAAAAUGUUUCCAACUGCUCCUUAUUUGAAAAGAAUUGCUUUCAAUGGGACACACUGAGACUUUCAUUUUAAAAUCUCAGCUCUCUACGAACUGAAGAGAACAGACGUGUAAACAACCUAUUUUAAAGGAAAGAUGAUUUUAUAUUUAAAGUGUACCUCUCACAGUAUUCUUAGUGUACCUGUACACUUAAUAAAUAAAAUAAAAACACAUACAAUUUAAUCCAUAGAUUGUGCUAGUAGAAUCCCCUGAAACAUACAGACUUUAAGUAAAAUAAAUAAAAAAAAUAUAGUCCCUUUCCUCUCCUGUCAAUCAAUUCUCUUUUAUGCUCUGUAGUUGCUGUGAUGUUCCUCGGGCAAGCUUUGCUCUUUGUAGAGGAAUAUAUGAAUGAAAUGACAGAUGUCACUCCAUUCUGACGCCGAUGUGCUGCCAAUGAAGUCAGUGUGUCGCAGUGAGAAGCAGGGCUAAUCCUGGCAGAGGGUAGCAAGGCAAAAGGCGUUACAAUUGUGCUACAUCCAGAAUUCUGAGAUUAUAACAUUGCAGGCAGCGAUGGAGAGGUGAUGAGUACUCACAUGACCAAAAAAGUUAAUAAUUUAUCUUUAUUAUAAAUAAUAUAUUUAUUGCAUAAGUAGAUGCUAUGGCUUAACGUGAACCUGCUGUGACAGGUUCCCUUUAAUUUUAUGUAUUUUCCAUGGUUCGCAGAUAUUGGUUCUGAGGGUAACACAAUCAAGUCACUAGCUUCAGUUGGUUUCACGGUAUCUGCAUACAAGCCUCUUUGAAUGACUUCCGUGCCUUUAGCAUAAAUCAAUGCUGAACAAUGCACUCUAGGGAAGGUAGUCUGACUACAUUAUAAAUAGAUUAAUAUAAAUAACAACAACACAGAAAACAUACAUAGUGGACAAAGGCCAACAUCUUUUUAUCUUUACAUACCUACAUAUCACUGGAUUUUGGCAAUUAAAUUAAACUUGGGCAGUAAAUUUAUUAUGAAAAUGGCCAGUCAGUCAUCUAAUGUGUAGUUUAAUGAAAAGAUUUUUGCCAUUGUGAUUUACUUUGAAAGGAUACUAUUGUGCCAGGAAAACAAAGUCAUUUUCCUGGCACUAGAGGUUCCUACAGUGCCCACCUCCCACACUUCCCGCCCCCCCCCCCAAAUUCAGCGCCAAUGUCCCUCAAUGCUUUCCUAUGCGGAUUCCGCUUGACGCUGGAAGUCCUCAUGCAUAGUGUGAGGACGUCCAGCAUCAAUUAGACGACCCAAAAUUGUCUAAGCACCUGGAAGUCCCUCUAGUGGCUCUCUGGUAAACAGCCACAAGAGGUGGAGUUAACCCUGAGAGGUUAUUAUUGCAGUUUCUCAAAAACUGCAAUAAUUACCACUGUGGGGUCAAUGGACAUGGGACAUUGCACCCAGACCACUUCAAUGAACUGGGUGCCUAUAGUGUCCCUUUAAAAACCCCAAUUGUUUUUCAACCUAGAAUGCAGGGACAAGGGUUCAAAAGCUUUACCUAAGAGUUCAAAAUCUUUACCUGGAAAAUAUAGACCUGUGAGCUUAACUUUUGUGGCUGGAAAAAUAUUUGAAGGGCUAUUAAGGGAUAAUUUUCAGGAAUUCAUUUGGAAGAACACCUUUCUUUUCUGAAAUAUAGGUCAUGUCAAAAUAAUUAAGUAGAAGUAUAAAUCAGGGUGUUGCAGUGAAUGUGAUCUACUUGGAUUUUGCCUAGGCAUUUGAGAAGGUUCCACAGAGUACGUUAGUACAGAGAGUUGUCAUUAAUGGUAAAUUUUCAAGCUGGACAAAAGUGGUAAGUGGUGUCCCUCAGGGUUCUGUUUUGGGACCACUUCUAUUUAACAUAUUUAUAAAUGAUCUUGAAAUGGGCAUUGAAAGCCAUGUUUCAGUGUUUGCAGAUGACACAAAACUCUGUAAUACAGUAUUACAAUGUGAGCAGGACAUUACUUUGCUGCUGAGGUAUUUGGAUAAAUUGGGGGACUGGGCACUAAAAUGGCAGAUGGAGUUUAACUUAUAUAAAUGCAAAGUUAUGCCCUUGAGAGUAAACAAUUACACCCUAAAUGGUAAUGAAUUAGGGAUAACUAUACACGAGAAGGAUUUGGGAAUUGUUAUAGACAACAAACUAGGCAAUAAUCUGCAAUGUCAAUCAGCAGUUGCUAAGGCCAGUAAGAUAUUGUCAAGUAUUAAAAGGGGCAUUAAUUCUCAGGAUGAAAAUACAAUUUUGCCUCUUCAUAUAUAAGUCGUAAUACCACACAUUGAAUAUGCUGUGCAAUUUUGGGCACCUGUUCUAAAGAAGGAUAUUAUGGCAUUAGAGAAUGCACAGAGGCCAGCUACAAAUUUAAUAAAAGGAAUGUAAUAUUUUAGUUAUGAAGAAAGGUUAACAAAUGUAAAUAUCUUUAGUUUCGAAAAAAUGGCACUUUAAAGAGGAUAUCAUAGCAUUAUACAAAUAUAUUCAGGGCCAAAACAAACCAUUGUCUGUAAAUCUAUUCAUAAACAGGACUAUACAUAGGACACAAGGUCACACAUUUACACUGGAAGAAAGAAGAUUUAGUCUAAAGUAAGGGAAUGGUAUAAAAAUAAUAAGGAUGUGGAAUUGUCUGUGAGAAGAGGUAGUUUUAUCAGUCUAUACCAGGCCUGCACAACAUAUGGUCUGUGGGCCUUGCGAAACAAUUUUAAGCGGACAGCGAAAAAAUGUUGAGUGCAUGGAGAAGAGAGAGCCCAGGAGAACCGGUCGGCAUGGAGGAGGGAGAGCUGGUCAGCAUGGAGGAGGGAGAACCCAGAAGAGCCGAUACUGACACGGAGGAGGGAGAGCCCAGCACAGUCUCCAGUCUGCAGCUCCACCGGGUGAAGAGCUGCAGACUGUGAAGUAGCUGUCAGGGAGCUGCAAGACCUCUACCACAUGAGAAUAAGCCCACUGGACCACCAGGGAGGGAGACCACUGGACCACUAGGGAAUGGAUUCUUGCAUUAAAAAAUAUAUAUAUAUAUUUUGUGGGGAUCGAUCGGGACUACUGCAGAGGUUAAGUAUUAGGGCUUCAGGGAGGGCACAAUUGUUAGGUAGCACGCCCUACAGGUGUUAAAACCCACCUUUUAUAGGAUGACAUAUCACACCUUAACGUCAUUAAGAAUUUAACAGGUUGCCUCCAAAGAGACAGUAAAAAGCACCAACUCACAGUUUUACUUUUGCCAUUCCUUUAUGUAACACCAUGUACAGUAUAAAUAUACUGCCUGUUAAAAAAAAAAAAAACAGUAUUGUCUUGUCCCACCACUUGUGUUUGGGUGCAGUGUGGGAAAAGCAGGACCAGGAGCCCUGUUACAGUAAGUAACUUACUUAUGUAUUGCAACUUGCAGGAUAGUUCCUAGAUAAUUAAAAAAACAACAACUUUGCAAUGCUCACUAGGAAACCCAGAGAACUGAGAAAGUACUGUCUUCGCUCACUUUCCUGUUGUAAUAAAAACCUGUGCGGUGAGAUUGUUAAAGGAACAAACAUGUAUUACUGACCCUAUUGUUUUAAAAACACUAUUUAGGCCCCCUGCUCACAGCCUUUAUAUAAUGGUAAAACUCCCCUUUAUAUCACCGCUGGCACUGGCCCCAACCUCGAUCUGCCUCCUUGACUGACAUAAUCAGAAUAACUGAUUUAAGCCAAUCCAAUGCUUUCCCAUAGGAAAGCAUUGGAUUGACUGAUAUUGUCAAUUCUGAUGAUCGCAGCCAAGAUAACAGAUUUAGGAAGAGGCCACCCUGGCCAAUCAGCAUCUCCUCAUAGAGAUGCAUCGAAUCAAUGCAUCUAUAUGGGAAAAGUUUGGCAUCUCCAUGCAGAGUGUGGAGAAGCUGAAUGUCAGUGCUGCACAGUCAGGAAGCACCUAUAGUGGCCGUCUGAGUGACCCUAGGCAGCAAUGUAAACACUGCCUUUUCUCUGAAAAGGUAAUGUUUACAUGAAAAUGCCUGCAGAUGACUAUAGUGUCCUUUUAAAUUAAUAUGUGGCAGGUUGUGCAUUCAAGUAUUUGUGUAGACAAGAUGCAGCCUCCCCCUGACUUGUAAUGGCUUGGGGACAUGUUAACAAUUGCAGGAACUCCUAUUGAAUAGCAGAUAUCUGUUCAAUAAUAGGUACUAUACUGGAUCAGGCGUGUUUAUGGGGAAAAAAGAAUGGUCCUUAUUCAUUGUCCAAUUCUAUGUACCAGAACACCCCCUCCUUACACACACUAUCUGUAUCAAAUUAGCAGACACUGACUGUUUGAAUAAUUUAUCUAAUCAGGUUGGUUUCUAAUGAAAUUGGUCUCUUUACCACAAUCAACAAAACUCACUUCUCUUUAGCAUAUUUAACCUUGUCGUUACCAAGUUCUUUAAAAAAAAUUAAAAAAUCCAUGUAUUAGAAAAAAGGUACAUACCCAGCACAUAAACGUAUGAUACAUAGUAGUUGUAUGUACGGAUUUUUAGUCUGAGACAUGUAACAAAAACACUAUUUUAAAUUUUUUAUUUUAUUUAUUAGCUAAUUUUAGAUUUAGAUCAUGCCCAUAGAAUGUAAGCUCAUUGAGCAGGGCCCUCCACCUCUCUGUUCCUGUAUGUCCAGUUGUCUGGUUACAAUUACAUAUCUGUUAGUCCCAGGGCCGGAUUAACAUAGGGGCUGAGUGAGCUGCAGCUGUAAUAGGCCCAUUGAUUAAAACAGAGUAUAAACAGAGAUUAUUCUGCAAUACCAGUGCCGGCCAGUAUGGGUCGCUGUUUGUGUGGAGAGAGGCAGAGAUAAGGAGUUACAGCAUCUACCUCCCUGCCUCUCACUACUCACUGAUCCGCGUGGGAGCAGCUCUGCACAGAGUCCAGACAGCAGCUCCAUCCUGCGAGACAUGGGGACCAUGAGAGACUUGGGGAUGCUGAGACAUUGGGACACUGGGCGACAUGGGGACACUGAGACACUAGGGGACACUGAGAGACAUGGAGACUCUGGGGGACACAGGGAGAUAUGGGGACACUGGUCAACUUUGAGACCUGGAAGACAUGGGGCCCUCCCAAUGUCCCCAUGUCUCCCAGCCAGUGUCCCUAGUAUCUCAGUAUCCCCAUGUCUCCCAGUGUCCCUGGUGUCUCUCAGUGUCUGUAGUGUGCCAGUGUCCCUUAUGUAUCAGAGUGUCUCAGUGCCCCAUGUCUCACAGUGUCCCUGGUGUCUCUCAGUGUCUGUAGUGUCUCAGUGUCAGUGUCCUUAGUGUCUCAGUGUCCCUUAGUCUCUCAGAAUCCUCUAGUCUCACAGUGUCCCCAUGUCUUACAGUGCCCCCAAGUGUCUCAGUGUCCCCUAGUAUAAAAGAGAAAAUCUCAGGCACUCACUGUGAUAGAUUUAAGCAGGUUUAUUGGACACCGCAAUGUUUCGACCUGUACCCAGGUCUUUAUCAAGUCUCCAGUGUCCCCUGUGUAUCACAGUGUCCCUUAUAUAUCAGAGUGUCUCAGUGACCCAUGUCUCCCAGUGUCCCUGGUGUCUCUCAGUGUCCGUAGUGUCUCAGUGUCCUUAUUGUCUCAGUGUCCCCUAGUCUCUCAGAAUCCUCUAGUCUCCCAGUGUCCCCAUGUCUCACAGGGCCCCCAAGUGUCUCAGUGUCCCCUAGUAUAAAAGAGAAAAGCUCAGGCACUCACUGUGAUAGAUUUAAGCAGGUUUAUUGGAUACCGCAAUGUUUCAAUCUGUACCCAGAUCUUUAUCAAGUCUCCAGUGUCCCCUAUGUAUCACAGUGUGCCUUAUGUAUCAGAGUGUCUCAGUGCCCCAUGUCUCCCAGUGUCUCCGGUGUCUCUCAGUGUCCGUAGUGUCUCAGUGUCCUUAGUGUCUCAGUGUCCCCUAGUCUCUCAGAAUCCUCUAGUCUCCAGUGUCCCCUAUGUAUCACAGUGUCCCUUAUGUAUUAGAGUGUCUCAGUGCCCCAUGUCUCCCAGUGUCCCUGGUGUCUUUCAGUGUCCGUAGUGUCUCAGUGUCCCCUAGUCUCUCAAAAUCCUCUAGUCUCCCAGUGUCCCCAUGUCUCACAUGGCCCCCAAGUGUCUCAGUGUCCCCUAGUAUAAAAGAAAAAAAUCUCAGGCACUCAAUGUGAUAGAUUUAAGCAGGUUUAUUGGACACUGCAACGUUUUGACCUGUACCCAGGUCAAAACCAAGUUUCCAGUGUCCCCUAUAUAUCACAGUGUCCCCUAUGCAUCACAGUGUCUCAGUGCUCCAUAUCUCCCAGUGCCCCCUUAUGUCUCAAAGUCACUCAGUGUCCCCAUGUCUCCCAGUGUCCCCAGGUCUCCCAGUGUUCCCUAGUAUCUCAGUGUCCACAUGUCUCCCAGUGUCCCAAUGUCUCUCAAUGUCCCCUAGUGUCCUAGUGACAUGGGAACACUGGGAAACAUGGGGACACAGACACUAUGGGACCGGGAGACAUAGGGACACAGACAUGCCCCCUUUUUGUGUAUGUUCGCCCCUUUCGGCAGUUCUGGUUAUGUGAUUUGUGUCAGUGGCCCACCCUUUUACCCCAUCCUUAGACUUCCUGCUUUACUGGACACUGCUGUUAGGGGGUAUGGGUUUACUUGAAAGAUGAAGGCAUGAGAUUAGCAUAGGGUAUGUGUUUUUUCAUAACUGCAUCCUAUGAGUUUCCCUCCAGCACCAUCUCCAUCAGAUAUAUGAUGCUUAGGAGGUAGGACUGUUUUAGUGUUUUUGGUCAAUAAAAUUUUGUAAUUAGACCCAUCAUAGUUGUCAGCACCAGGCCCACUGGGCUCUUAAUCGGGCCUGGUUAGUCCACCCAUUGUACAGCCAGUGGUGUAUCCUGGUUUUGUGCUGCCUUAGGCAGGACAAAACUCAGGCUCCUCCCAAACCCCCCACGCGCGCGAUCCCCACCCAUCCCUUCCCCCCGCCCCGCCCCGCCUUCUAAAUACACACACACACUCAUUGACAGAUACGCAUACACUAGCUAACAGAAACACAAACUCACUGACACACACAGACACUCACUCACUCACUAGCAGACACACACUAGCAGACACACACACACUCACUGACACACACACUCACAGGCAAACAUACACACACAGUCAGACACACACACAAACACACUCACUCACUUGCAGACACACUCACUCACUAGCAGACACACACACUCACUAGCAGACACACACAAGCAGACACAAACACUCACUUGACACACACACUCACAGGCAAACACACUCACACUAACAGUCAGACACACACACACUAACAGUCAGACACACACACACACUCACUAACAGACACACUCACACACACUAACAGACACACUCACACACACACUAACAGACACAUUAACAGACACACUCACACACACACAAACUAACAGACACACACACACACUAACAGACACACACACUAACAGACACAUUAACAGACACACUCACACACAUACACACUAACAGACACACACACACUCACACACUCACAUUAACACAUUUAUUUUUUUUAACCCCCCCUCCCAUCCAGCCUCCUUACCUUUGGGAAUGCUGGGGGGGGUUCCCUUUCUCCCUGGGGGUCCAGUGGCUGCUGGGCGCUGGGCGCUGGGCGGGCGGCUGGCGAGGGAGCACUUCCUCUGAGCUGUCUGCUCAGCUCCCUCGCGCGCCUCAGAGUGAGGCUGGGAGCCGGAAUAUGAUCAGAGGAAGUGCUCCCUCGCCAGCUGCCCGCACAGCGCCGCCCGCCUGCUCGGCAUGUCUGUUAGCCGCAGGGCUAACAAGACAUUUGUCCUGGGCAUUUGGGGGGCGGCUUUGUUUGCCGCCCCCUGGAAAAUGCCGCCCAAGGCAAAUGCCUUGUUUGCCUUGCGGCUAAUACAUCCCUGUGUACAGCGCUACGGAAUCUGAUACUACUGUAUGAGCCAACACGCAAAACUUUGAUAACACAAACAACAACGUAAAGCGGGCCUUAGAAUGGCCAGAUUUAACAUUAAAGAGAAAGGGCAUUGAUAAAAGGCAUUACAGGGUUUAAAUAUGCCUCUCAGUGCAGUGAUUGGUCAGUACUUGGCCUUUGAACCCAAAACGUGUGUGUGCGUCAACAGUGUGACAUCACAUGCACGCCGGCGCCAUCUUUAAUGUGGGCACUGUGUAUUUUACUAUUAAGAACGGGACCACAACGGGAUUAUAGAACGCUGCACCAGUCGAGGCCCGUCUCACUGGAGGAUCGGGCGGCGAUCCAGGUGAGUAUACAUUUACCUUCUCUGCUCGACCCCUCUGCUCGUGUGCGGCCGCAACGACUGGGGUCUUAUGUGCGGCUAAAGUAUUGGUGUGGCCGCACUGAGCAGGCGUGUCCACGCAGAUACUAUCCCCUAGCACUGUGACAAUCAUAAGCUUGUUUUGACCCUCUUCACCUGUGUUAAUCAUGUUUGUCUUGUUUACUUACUGUAGAGCACCGUGGAAUAUGUUGGCACUAUAUAAACAAUUUAAUUGUUCAUCCUUUAGAGAACUGUUAAUGUUGGUGAUCAAGAAUUUUAAAGAUUAUCUGCUAUAUUUGAUUUUGCAUUAUUUUUGACAGGGUCUGAAACGCUGCCAUAGUUUUUCCACAUACAGUAGGUGUGACAAAAACAAAUAAAAUGGACACUUCCCCUGAUUAUGGUUAUUUCUCAUAAAACCAGAUUAAUUUAUUAUAAAUUUAUUUUUUCCUCCAGAAAGUAUUGUACGUAUAUCUGUAUAAAGCUCAUAUAAAGUAAUUACAAUGACACUAAUCCUCUGUACUAUGCAAAAAUUCAUGGGACAAUCAAUAUGCUCAGAGUCCCUAUAUCCCCCUCCAAGAAUUUAGACAUUACGUUUCCCAAUGGUAUUCACUAAAGUGAGAAUUCAAAGUGAAUUCAAUGCAAAUUUCUAAUUUAAGUCCAAUAUAGCAAAAUUGGAAAAAUAAAUCUGCAAGUCAACUAUGUUUCUUUGACCUUAAAGGGACACUAUAGUCACCAAAACAACUUUAGCUCAAUUAAGCAAUUUUGGUGUAUAGAUCAUGCCCCAGCAGUCUCACUGCUCAUUGCUCUGCCAUUUAGGAGUCAAGUCAUGUGACUUACACACAGUGGUGUAUCCUGGUUUUGUGCUGCCCUAGGCAGGACAAAACUCAGGCGCCCUCCUCCCCCCUCCCUGCGCCACUCCCACCCAACCCUUCCACCCCACCCCGCCCCGCCUUCUAAAUACACACACACACACAUUCACUGACAGAUACGCAUACACUAGCUAACAGAAACACCCUCACACUCACUAACAGACACACACACUCACUAACAGACACACACACUAACAGACACACUCACUCACUAGCAGACACACACACACACACUCACAGGCAAACACACUCACACUAACAGACACACACACACAGUCAGACACACACACUAACAGACACACACAGUCAGACACACACACAUACUAACAGACACACACACUAACAGACACACACACUAACCAGACACACACACACACACUAACACACACACACACUAACACACACACACACACACUAACACACACACACACACUCACUCACAUUAAUACAUUUUUUUUAACCCCCCUCACCCAGCCUCCUUACCUUUGGGAAUGCUGGGGAAGGUUCUCUUUCUCCCUGGGGGUCCAGUGGCUGCUGGGUGGCGCUGGCGUGCGACUGGCGAGGGAGCACUUUCCCUGAGCACUCUGCUUAGCUCCCUCGCGUGCCCCAGAGUGAUGCUGGGAACCGGAAUAUGACGUCAUUCCCUCGCCAGUCGCACACCAGCACCCCCCCGUCCGCCCAGCAACCAGACCAUCAGCCGCAAGGCUAACAAGACAUUUGCCCUGGGCAUUUGGGGCGUUUUUUUUUGCUGCCCCCUGGAAAAUGCCGCCCAAGGCAAAUGCCUUGUUUGCCUCGCACCUAAAACGUCCCUGCUUACACAGUCUUCUUUAACACUUCAUGUAAAGAGUUAUAUAAUGUUUACACUUCCUUUAUUGCAAUUUCUGUUUAAUUUAGAAUUUCUUAUCUCCUGCUCUGUUAAUAGCUUGCUAGACCCAGCAUGAAUCUCCUGUAUGUAAUUAAAGUUCAAUUUACAGUGAUAAAACAAUCUAAAGUAUUAAAUAACUAUUUGAACGCUGCAGAUUUAUUUGAUAUCUUGCAUUUUGUACCCCUAUGAGAAAGACGACUUAUUUUUCAAAAGUCCACUUAUCCUUUUCUUGGAUAGAUGUGAUUUAAGGAGACAGUUUCACAGUAAAUAAUACCAAACAAAUCUACAUAAAAGACCAUAGCCUUGUUUAUAUAGAAAUAGAGGAAAAAAUAUUUUAAAAUCUCCAAGAACUACUUUGCAUAUGGAAGAAUCUAUUUAAACAAAAAGGAAAUCAAGAUUUUUUUAUAAAAAAUAAUUGCUUACUAUUUUCAAGAGAAUGCCAGUAAAGAAACAGCAAAUGCUACAGUGUGUUUUUAAAUCUGUACUGAGAGGCUACCUGACAAAACUCAAAUGUCAGAUGAUCAAAAAAAAGGUGCCUCCCUAGCGGACUUAUAUGUUGAUUUUUAUAGACUAUCUUCUAACAUUAAAAAUAAGUUUUCAAGGGGGCGUGUCCAACAGCCGGCGCGUGCGGUCGCAUGGAGUAGGAGCUCCCGGCCACAACGGACCCGAACGCAAUAUUUAGGCGAACCCGGAGGUCAAUUCCCGGUAAAAAACUUACCUGGCACUUAAUACAACGACAUGGCACCGUCCAAACAAUUAAAAAUGACGGACCAAAUGAAAACCGCCAGAAAAGAAAAAAGUAGGCCCCUGCAAGAUGGCGACGACAGCAUGGGCUGCUAUCCGACACCAGAUCAGCUUUCAGAUAAUGACACAACGCCCUCCUCAUACACAGAGGCACCAGCCAGCGAAAAAAGGCUGUUUAUAAUGCUGCAAGACCUGAGAACCACCUUAAAUGCGGACAUGAAACAAAUGACUGCAGAAUUUAAGCGGGAACUGGCCGACAUUGGGGACCGCACUGACCGCCUGGAGGUACGGACGGAAGAACUGUGCGCCACACAAAAUGACCUUGCAGAACAACUGCAGGCGCUCAGGGAAGAACACCUAACACUGAAAAGAAAAACGGCAGAUAUAGAAGACCGCUCCAGGCGCAAUAAUGUAAGAUUCAGAGGCAUCCCCGAUAGUAUAUCCCACGACGCACUCCCUGACUAUAUAACAGGCCUCUGCACCACUCUGGCACCGGCCAUAGAGAAAGACAGAUGGCUUAUGGACAGGGCCCAUCGCAUUCCUCGGCCACCGCGAUUCACGAGUGACACACCAAAAGACACGGUGGUCAGAUUCCACUUUUUCAAGUCAAAAGAAACACUGAUGGCUGCGGCGCGCAAACUACAGCAGCUCCCCUCACCAUACCAAGGCAUCCAGGUAUACGCAGAUCUCUCAGCGCUCACCAUGGAAAGAAGACGGGAAUUCAUCACAGUCACGAAGACUCUACGCAACCAUAACAUACAAUACCGCUGGGGCUACCCAACUAAACUCCUACUAUGGAAGGACAACACGCAUCAUAAUAUUGACACUCCUGAUGAGGGCCUACAACUCCUGCGAAAAUGGGGACUAUUUGGGACCAAAGACCCUCCACCACAGAAACAGCAUGCGCACCAACGACUGCCGACGGAAUGGCACAUGGCGGGCUCACCUAAGCCACAGCAACCACAACAAAAUGUAUAACGGGACUAAGUGUAGAGUACAAGAAAGACCAGGUCUAUAUGUGACAUCCCUCAACUGAAGAGACACCAAUAUGUAUGUAUGUAUGCACUGACAUGAUUGACACACUAGCACUGCAUACUUCAGAUAUCAACUCCAUCGGAGUUCAUAAUAGACCCUGGCAAGGCGACACAAAACACAAAAAAAAAAAAAAAAAAAAAAAAAAAAAAAAAAAAAAAAAAAACACGCCUUACUUCACACAUUUGUUUAAAGGGCCGUUGACACGGCAGCACACCUCAGUUCACGCCUCCCAGGUUGAUCCGCGGCCCAGUUUAGGAGCGGUCCGCAGACCAACCAAGUACAAUGCCCGCAUCCCAAAGGGCAUCAUGUAUAUACUUUGUUUAUGUUUUUUUGUUGUUUUUAUUAAUGUUAAUGUUUAUGUAUAUGUUCAUGUACCUACCACUGCCCAAUACCCGGCUAAGCCACCUGAAACCAGGCAAACACUCCCGAACCAAGAGUAUCCCGAGCCAACCCUCAGAGGCGCAACAUGAUACGCGCAGCACUAAAACAAGGCGAACUAACUUCCCCCCAGAUGAAUGCCUAGCACUAACUGCACCCAACCCCCCUGACCCACAACCCUGAUGGCUAACACAUUACAACUUCUUUCUCUUAACGUUAAAGGCCUUAACAGCCCCCAUAAACGAAGGUUAGCUGCGCAGGAACUACGUUCAUCCAAGGCAGCAAUUGCCUGCCUGCAGGAAACCCAUUUCUGUAAACGUAAUCCACCGAAAUUUUCAGUGAAACAGUAUGCACAGGCCUUUCACGCCUUCUCCCCAACUAAAUCCAGGGGAGUCUCUAUACUCUUCCACGACGAUUGGGCAUUCACGAUGAGUAAACAGCAUACCAAUAGAGACGGCAGGCUACUUAUAUUGGUGGGAGCCUUAAACGGUAUAGAAAUUACCAUAGCCUCACUGUAUGCACCUAAUGAGGGCCAAAAAUCAUUUCUCACCUCAGCAAUGAGAAAACUAGACAGAUAUAAGAGGGGCCAUGUAAUCUUAUGUGGCGACUUUAAUUGCACGACUGAUCCAUCUGCGGACGUAAAACGAACGGGGAACAAAGGCCCCAAAAGCACGUCUAUCUCACUAGGACGCCACAUGACCAAAUUAAUCACGCUACACGACCUCUAUGACUCAUGGAGAUGCCUCCACCCCGCAGACAGGGACUAUACGUACUUUUCCCCGGUCCAUAUGACAUACUCUAGGAUAGACUUAUGCCUCACUGACAAGAGCACCCUAACACACCUUGUUGACGUCUCUAUAGGCCCAAUAACAUGGUCUGACCACGCGCCGCUUGCGGUUACGCUUCGCGUCCCGUACCCGGCUCGUGGAAGGGGCACAUGGCGCAUGAAUGAAGCUUUAGUGGACAACCCAGACAACACCAAAACCAUAAACAAACAAAUCACCGACUUCUUUGAGAAUCACGCAAACUGCACAACAAAUAUUACAACCCAGUGGGUAACACAUAAGGUGGUAAUAAGAGGGACACUCAUUCAAAUGGGAGCUAAAAACAAACGACGAACAUGCUUGCAGAAAACUGACCUAAUAUCGAAACUCACAACUUUAGAAGCCUCCCAUAAGCAAAAACCCAGAAAACAUACCCAGAAACAAUUAGAACAAAUACGGCUCCAACUCCAUGCCAUAGAUCUGAACAACACCGAAAGGCACAUGCGCUAUCUCAAACAAUCCCACUAUGUUGAGGGCAAUAAAGCAGGGAAAUUGCUAGCUAGGAGACUUAAAAAAAGAUAUCAAGCGUCUAAGCUGCCAUACAUAAUGUCCGCAGCAGGUGACAAACUCUUCAACCCACAAGACAUGGUGGAAGAAUUAGCCUCCUACUACGCCACGCUUUACCAACUAGACAAUGACAGGACUACUUAUCAACCUACAAAGAGAGACUUACAAGCCUUCUUUACUGACAUUACCCUCCCGACCCUUACCCAAGAACAGAAAACCUCCCUCGAAAGGCCAUUCACAGAUGAGGAAAUCCGUUCCACGAUAAAGUCUUUACCAAAACGAAAAGCGCCAGGCCCAGAUGGAUUAACGAACCACUACUACCACAUGUUUGGAGACACACUGACCCCACAUCUUACCAAACUUUUCAACCAUAUUAAACGAGUAGGAGCUGUCCCACCAGAAAUGCUGGAAGCCCAUAUCGUAACCCUUCCAAAGCCCAACAAACCCCCCACCAUAUGUGCCAAUCUCCGACCCAUCUCCCUACUAAAUGCUGAUAUCAAACUUUACGCCAAACUACUAGCCAACAGAAUAAAACCAUUCCUACCCAGAUUAAUCUCGAAAGAGCAAGCAGGGUUUGUCCCCGGAAGGCAGGUAGGAGACAACACCAGGCACUUUAUCAAUCUAAUAGAAUGGGCACAUAAAUCGAACCAACAAGGGAUUCUCCUGGCUCUCGACGCUGAAAAAGCGUUCGAUCGCCUGAACUGGGAAUAUAUGACGAUGACACUCGAAAUCAUGGGAUUCCCCCAACCCUUUAUAACCAGCAUUUUGGCGUUGUAUAGCUGCCCUUCGGCAAAAAUAUAUAACACCGGAUUCCUCUCAAAAGCCUUUAAUAUCCGCAAUGGCACACGCCAGGGGUGCCCACUCUCUCCACUCAUCUUUAUCUUGUGCUUAGAACCCCUGAUCUAUAGCAUAAAAAAUAACCCCUCAAUCCGAGGGCUCAACACCCCAACAGGGGAGCAAAAACUGGCCCUUUUUGCGGACGACAUAAUAGUAUUUAUGACAAAACCGAUACAAUCUAUCCCGGCUCUCACUAGAACACUGAACUCAUAUGGGUCGGUAUCAUACUACAAAAAUAAUGCAGCCAAAACCCAAGCCCUCCCCAUAGGCCUACCACAUAAUAUAAUUAAAACACUGAAGGAAACACAUAACUUCGACUGGCGGUCGAAAUCGAUUCAAUAUUUGGGGAUAAAACUGACAAAAAAUGUGCACUCACUAACGACGGAAAACCACACACCUAUGAUUCAUAAACUAAUGACCCAAAUGAACAAGUGGGAAGGACUGGAGGUGUCAUGGUUGGGGCGCAUUAACACCAUCAAAAUGAUGAUCCUGCCACAUGUGCUCUAUCUCUUUCGCACACUUCCCAUACCCCUGUCAGCCAAACUGCUAAAAAGGUUCCAAACCAUAAUCAACGCCCAUGUAUGGAAACGCAAACCACCCAGACUGGCUGCUGCCAAACUAAGCCUUCCAUACACGAGAGGAGGACUGGGAGUACCAAACAUCCGUAACUACUAUAGAGCAUCCCUUCUUGCACAAGGCCUACGUAUAAUCCGAACCACGGGCGCCGACCAAACUCCACUAUGGCUAACCCUCGAAAACGCCUGCAUACACCCAGCCACUAUCCCAAAUGCUCUCUGGCUCCACGAGCCUAAAUCAGUGGGUAAAGAAGGACUAUGGUGCACGCAAACAACACUACAUACUUGGGAACGUUGGGGUCCAGAGGUAAUUGACGCACAAACACUACAUAAGGAAGCACCACUAACUGCACUGCAGACCAGCUCACCCGACCUCUCCCUCCUCACAUGGUCAAACCUAGGAAUACAUAAAAUAAAAGACUUAUACACCCAAAACGAACUGAAAACAUUCCCCACUCUGCAAAGCGAAUUCUCCCUCAAUCCAAGAGACAUCUUUACAUACCUAAGGGUUAAGAACAUACUACAAACACGUAUUAAACCGGCAGCACUCACACCACCUUUAGCAAUACCCUCAGCCCGUUAUAUACUGACAUCCCGCUCCAUCAAACCACUAGCCUUAUGCUAUAAUGCACUAGAAAAGGGAAAAUCCAUGCAUAAACACUCCUAUAUGGAAAAGUGGGAGGAAGACAUAGGGGAGCCAAUCACUAUACAACAAUGGUAUGACGCCUUCCAAGCCACUAAACGAGCAUCAAAAAGCCUAUCUCUGUGGGAAGCAUAUAGCAAAAUAGCAAUGCGUUGGUAUCUAGUCCCCCUCAGACUGGCAAAGAUAUUCCCCAACACCUCACCACUAUGCUGGAGAUGUGAACAACAACAAGGGUCUCUACUGCAUAUUUUCUGGGAAUGCCCAGUCAUAAAACCAUUUUGGAUCGCUAUCCAAAAAGUCAUAAGGGAAACUACUAACUUGUCAAUUCCACUAAACCCAGCACACUACCUACUCCACAUACUACCUACGACAAGCCCAACAAGAAACCCAUUAAGCACAAUCGCCAUAAUCAUACUAACCGCGGCCAAAAUCGCGAUCGCAUCAAAAUGGAAACACAAUGUACCCCCAACUCAGGAGGAAGUAACACGCAGAGUAGACAGUAUAUGCAUAUAUGAACAGAUGGCACACAAAAUACAGGGAACAUCUGAGAAACACAACACCUACUGGAGAGGAUGGCUGGACGCCCGGAAAGAGACGGUACAGGUAGACAAUCACAAUCACUAACCUACAUACAAAACUAAGAUAGCUGAAAUCGGGAGAAAUUGCAUCACACAAAGAGUGCAACUUACGGCAACUGACAAACAGACGGCCCUAUAAGGACCCAAACACAUACACUGCACGCACUCAGCUUCUAGGCCGGAUGGGUCAGACGUACAGUCAAAUUAUAGGUACAGUUAAAGUUAAAGGUUAUCCCCUCCCCAAACCCCUCACCCUAUCCCCGGUUGCAUGAUAUGACAGACACACCUAAAGUCACAGACUCAACAAUAAAGAGGCACAGCAACCUCAAAUUCUAAACAAUAAUCGCUCUCACCCAGCCCCUACGCAGACAACAACCACGAAAUAAGCGCAACACGAGCGACAUUAAGACAUGAUACACAUAGGUUAGAAGGACUACCUUAUAAAGCUGAAAAUGUUAUAAACGACAAAGAUGACAUUAUUGCAACAAUGUUUGAUGUAAAUGGUCUAUGUGCUGCUGCGCCAGCACAACAUUAUGUUUAUCCCUAUGUUUAUCACUAUUAUUACUGUUAUCAUUACUGUCUGUAUCAACAUCAGUAUUAUGAUUAUGUAUCAGAACCGGAAAACUCGAUAAAACCAAUAAAAAUUAUAUAUGAAAAAAAAAAAAAAAUAAGUUUUCAAAAGAAGAUGCACUAAAACUAAAAUAAAUCUUUAAAAAAUCCACAUAGAGUCUGAUAAGAUCAAUAAAAAAAUUAGACUUUUAAAAAAAUGAAAUAUUACCACAAAGGAAGACAAAAUCCUUUCAAAUAAAAUAAAAAAAGAAAAUAAGGGAAAAAUUUAUGACAAUUCAAGUAGAUGAAAAUGUAUAUAUAACUUAAAUUAAUAAUUCCAUCAGAAUAUCUAAAUUAUUGAAAUCUUCCAAUAAAUAAAACAGAGUUAGAUAAAGCAAUAGAAAAUCUGGUCCAAUUCAAGACACCAGGCCCAGAUUUUAGCAACUCGUUUUACAAAAUGUAUAAAAGUAACAUCUCUGAUCAUUUAAUCAAUGCUUUUAAUGAAAUUGUAACGACUGGGUCUUUUCCUAUGGAAAUGUCGUCCCAUAUCACUGAUCAACAUAGAUGUAAAGAUUUUUUCAGCUUUUUAUAUUAUACUUAUGACAGUACAUCACGAUCUGAUUAGUUACAUUCAGGAAAGAUCUCUCUGCAACAACAUAUAACAUAUAAUAGAUCUUAUUGACCAUGCUGAAAGGACUUGGGCUUCCCAUCUGACCUUUUCAUUGAACGCGGAAAAAGCAUUUGAAAGUGUCAGUUGGGAGUAUAUGUUCCAAGUGCUCCAAUCUUUUGGAUUUGAAGGCUGGACAUUGAAAGCCAUCAAAGCUCUUUAUACAAUUCUUAAAGCCAGAGUGGUCAUCUCAAAUUUAUGUUCCGACUGGUUCAAAUAAAAAAAACAGCACAAGGCAAGGCUGUCCUCUGUCUCCUAUUCUGUACAUUAUAUCCAUAGAAUCAUUUGAAGCAAAAAUCAGGAACAAUAUACAGAUUGAAAGUUACUCAUCCCUUAAAGUUGAAGCCAAAAUCUGUCUCUACGCUGAUGAUGUUUUCAUUACAGUAACAGAUCCAAUCAAUUAUUCAAAGGCUUUAAUAAAAGAGAUUAAAGACUUCAACUUUAUAUCAAAUUAAGUUAAAAAAUUAAGUUAAUGCGAGACCAGUGGCACAAUUCAUAAAGUCUUUGAAUAAAUUCUUAAAAGAAUGUGACAAUAAAGAGAUUUCAUGGUAUGGGAGGAUCAACAUAAUCAAAGCAUACAUUUUGCCUAAAUGGGUAUAUUUGUUUAGGAUGAUAUCAUUAAAUUUCCAAAGAGCUGGAUAGAUCUAAUACAGAGAAGUAUCAGAAACUUAAUGUGGAAAGGUAAAAUCCCUCAAAUUAGUUCAACCAGACUUUCAAAGAAAAUUAAAGAUUAAUGGCUUGGUUUUCCAAUAAUACACCAACAUUACGAUGCAAGCAUUCUAUAUAGUAUACAAAAAAUGAAUAAUAUAUUAUCAGAAAAAGAAACUGAAUGGAGGCAGAGGCAGUCAACACACCUGGAGUAUAAAAAAAAAAAAAAAAAAGAAUCACUGCUCACAAACUAAAGGAUGUAUGGUACUUGGCCUUUUAACUCCCAUAUGACAAAAAAAAAAAAAAGUUUAACCUUAAAGACAAAGCCCCCAAAUUUGUACAUUUGCACAUAAUUAAAAACAAUGUUGAAAAUCUCAUAAUUAAAAAUGGGAAAAAAAUCAGUCGAACAACUAACUCAAUCUGGAAGAAUAAAAUCCCUUCAAGAUUUGCAAGUUAGCUAUGGUUUACCUAAGGGGAUUUAAGGGUCAAGAAUGUCUUAUUUGAACAAAAAAAUUUCAUUAUUUAAUUCUGAACAAAUAUAUGAAUAUAUGUAAUGACUAAUACUUGAAUUGCAGCAACAUUUUUGAUUGCAAGGGGAUCAUCUUUCUAAAAACAACUUUUAUUAUUCAAUUACUGUGGCAAUUUAAAAUGGAAAAUGGCAGAGCAUGGCUUUCAGGUAUCUCAAUAAAACAACAACAAAUAUGUCAAAAAUCUCUAGAUGAACCCAUACUUAUGAAUAAAUACCUCAAACUUUCCCCAACUCUGGACGGCAGCAAUAGAUAUCCGUGUAUUUCUUUUUUUUUCUUUGUGUAGUUUUUGUCUGUAGUUUAUGUCAUCGAUUUGUAUUUCUUAUGUUUUUUUAAGUCUUUUUGUCUAUUUAAAGUCUAUUUGGAAAAUAAAUGUUUGUGCUCAAUAAAGAAUAUACAAAUGUAAAAAAAAAAGAUAUACACAACAUUAAUAUAAAUCAUAAAGCAGGUUAAUGUGUAUUGAGAUAUUAUACACAGCAUUAAUAUAGAACACAAAGCAAGUUAUUGUGUAUUGAGAUAUUAUACACAACAUUGAUAGAGAACACAAAGCAGGUUAUUGUACACAGCAUUACCAUGAAACCAAUCAGGUUACACUGUAAAUAACAUUAAUAUGGAACACAAAGCAAGUUACAUUAUUUUCACAUGUAUAUUAUGCACAUCACAAUAUAACACAAUAUUGGAACACAAUACAAGUUAUAUUGUAUCUACAUAUUACACCCAACAGCACAUAGAUCCUGAAACCUUUAUUUUGAUCCUAAAAUAAAAUUAAGCAGUUUACAGUCACCAAUGUACACCACUAGUGAAUAUGUUGGUGACAUAUAGAUACAAUAUAUCACAUAUAUAUUUAUAUAUAUAAUGAUCAUUAUAGUGUUUCAGUAACGUGGUAUACAAAAUUAAAAGCAUUAAUACAGUUGUUGAGUGUAUCUAGAAUUGGGUUAAAAUGUAUUUAUUCAGUGGAUAGCAAUAAUAAUCUUUAUUAAAAUAAAUUAAAUUGUGGUGUAAUAAAUUACUUCCUACAAACCACAACCUGGAAAUGUAUUUAUUGUAUCAAUCGAAAUAAAAACUCUGGUAUCAUUUUCACACAUUAGAACGGAACAGGUAUAACAGUUUUCAUAGCAAAAAGUAAUCAUUUGCAAGUGGAACGGAUUAUUUAAGAUGGGGAUUUUAGAUGUCAUAAUACUGAAAUAAAGCCAAUAAAUAAAAAUAAAUUUAAAAAAAGUUCAAUUUACACAGCAGGAGAUAAAAAGUAAGUUACAAAAUUAAAUAAUUUUGUUUUCAUGCAGACUGUGUGAGUGACAGACAGGGGAGGCUGCAUUAACAGAAAAAAAGUGAUUUAACUCCUAAAUUUCAGUGAAUUGAGCAGUGAAACUUCAGAGGCAUGAUCUAUACACUAAAACUGCAUCAUUAAGAUAAAGUUGUUUUGGUGAUUGUAGUGUCCCUUUGAAUUUGAAAUUAUCUUUGCAUUCUCACUUUGAUGAAUAACAAUGCUACAGCAUGGGAAGUGUGUGUGUGUGUGUGUGGGGGCACAAACUGACAUACACACUUACUGACACACACACCUCACUCACUGACAGACACACUCACUAAUUUGACACACACUGACAGAUAUACUCACUGACACACACUGUCACUGAUUUUACACACACCGACAGACACAGACACACACACACACACACAUUCACUGUGAGGCAUUCUCUCACAUUGACAAUUUUACAAAUUAUCUGUAUUAAAGUGCACCCAGCCUCCCUACUUUUGGGAGUGCAAGAGUAGAUGCUUCCCCAGGGGUCCAGUGGGGAUCCUUUCCAUGGAGUCUAGUGGGGAUCCACUGGGGACCAGUUGGGAUCCAUUCCCUGUUGUCUAGUGUGGCUGCUGUCAUCUUGAUAGUCUUCUUGUUCUGCUCCCUCACACACUUUUUGUUGAUGCUGGGUGUGGAUGGACAUCAUAACCCAGAUCCUAGCAUUACUGCAGUGCACGAAGUAGCAGUGCUGGAAGAGCACAGACAUCAGCACUCCCUCACUGCCAAUCUUCAUUCUCCCUUCUAGACACAGCACAUUCAGGACAUAGUAGGCACCUGACGUCCAGGUAGCAGGUGCCAACUCUUAGCGCACAGCUGGCUACCUCCUGGGGGACCCUAAUGUGGCCAGCAGACUACCUGAGGUACACUUACCACAGGUUUAGAACCUGUGGUUUACAGGGACAAAACGGACCCUGGACACAGAAGAAGGGAGAGGUAUUGUUUUUUGUAUUGUUUAUAUCCAUUUUUGUGAGGGACAAGGCAGCUGAAAUAAUCUCAGCAAUGGCAUACCUCUGAGUGUAUUUACUAACAUAAUUCUUUCAACACCCCCAUUCUUAGAAGAAUGUAAGAAAUAGUGCCGUCGUGUUACAAACACAUCACACUGAAUAGUAAGAACAUUUUCAGCUUUAAUGGAACACGAAACAAACAUUCUCCACUAAUGGAAGCUAAAACAAUUGAAACAUUAAAAAAAAGAACAGAAAAUAACAAAAAAAAAAAAACAUUUUAAAACACUCUGGCGUUCCGUUCUGAGCUUAAAACUGCCUCCUACUACAAUAAAUAAAAUAAUGAUACAUUAAGACAUCAAAAAUUGAGUUGAAAAAGCAUUUUACGAUAAAGGGGUUUAUUCCCUAAGCUGCAAGCGGAGACCAUAAUAGUGAGAUUGGAAUACAAAAUUGCAGUAUUUCUUUCAAAUUCACUGUUUAGCGAAUAAAAGCUAAACCUGUAUAAAAUAAGCCAAAAUAAUUUCACUACCAUAACUGAUUAGACCAGGAACCCAGAGGGAUAUUUUGAACAUGAAGAUUUGAGUCUUUGUGAUACACUAAAUCUGCUUUUUUUCUCUAAACCUCAUGAAAGGAUAAUUCAAAUGUGCACUAACACAGAAUCAAAUGGUCGUUGCUAUUUGAUUCCUUUAUCCGCAAGAUUCACUACACUGAACAUCAAAAUGUUGGCCGGCCGGCUGGCCGCGUUGUCAUGAUUUAUUCUAGGAAUCUGUGUAUCUAUAAUAACAUCUUGAUCUGGGAAAAAUAGAAUAGAAUCCACCAUGUAGUGAUGUGUGGGUCACACUGACAAACAACUCACCAAAUCUGGUUCACUUUUAUUAUGUAUAUAAAAUACAUUUAUUUUAUUCUUUAUUCUUUCCUUCUGUAUUAUUAUUGCAAAAACACAUGUGCAAGACUAAAACUGUAUAUUUUAAUACAAUUUAUGCUCAAAGGAAUACUGUCACUUCUCUGGAUUUAUACGGUUGAAUAAAACAUGGAGAAUCACCUUUAAAUUGCUUUAAUCUCCUUUGCAUGCAACGCUCGGUUUUCUUUUAAACUUAUUUUAAAUAUUUAGCAAAUUACAUCAUAAUCCAGUUCAGAUAAGGCAAAGCCAGAGCAAACACUGCAAAUGUUUGCAGAGGAGAAUAGAAAUAGUUUCAUGUUCCUCUUCCGAGAAUGCUUUUUCUUUGCGGACUGCCAAGGUACAAAAGGACAGAGCUUUUAACGAUGACUGACAGGGAGCUAAAAUGGCGGCUAAGUUUCAGGAUAAACAGGUGUGGAUUAAUAUCUUGAAUUUUUUUUUUUGCCACACCUCACAAUUAAGUAUUUGUUAAAUAUAGGGAUAAAUCAGCAUAAUAUCAAAAUUCUUGAGAAGUGAAAGAUACCCUUUAUAUCAAAAUCUUUUGAAUCAGUCGAAUUGACACUUUCUUUCUUCCUGAUCUGCCCAUUUUUAUUUUAAACAGGCUGCAAAGAUGAAAAAAUGUUUUUUUUUAAAUUGGUACACCAAAUUGCCUUUUUUGUUGAUAAUCUGAGAGGCCUACCGGAUUGCCUUCCUAAAUUAUAAAUCAUUAACUACAUUUCUUCAGUGCUAGGUGAAGCUAUGGUUGCUGGAAGGAAUGCAUCCUUAUUCGGAAUUGCUACUUCCUAUAUUAUGGUUGCUAAGGCAAAAGGAAUGAUGUGUUAAUUGCAUUAUAUCAGACUUGGAGUGAAGAAUGGUGUAGUAAUUGCUUUAUAUUUCUGAGAAUACACAAAGCUGCACUGAUGGUUUAUAUCUCAGACUGGUAAUAUAGUAGACUAGUCACAACAACAUAGAAAUAUUUGCCAUCACCAUUAAAAUGAUCUGUAUAUUUUUUCCAUUAGAACAUUAUAUUAUAUAUUAUUUCAAUAUAAUUUAUAUUAUUAUGAGUUACUUUGAUAGAUUGAAUUUUUGUAUAGUUUUCCUUCCCUGCUCGGAGACAGCAAUUUUCUCCUAGAUUCAAUUUUUCUCAGUUGAAAUUUUAUUAGAUAAUAGGUAUUAUUACAAACGACAGCAUUAAAUAUUUAACGCUGCUUUAACGCUUUAAUAAAUUCAGAGCAAAAUUAAAUAAAUUAUGGAUACCUAACAAAAAAGAAAGGAAAAAAAUCAUAACGUUCCUAUGAUCCAUUAAUGAUUUAGUACAGAUUUAUAGAAUGUAUACGAUUUAAUGAUUAAAGGGUGAGAGCACAUCAAAGGUACUUGAAGUCACAUUUGAAAUCCAGGGAUUCAGGAACAUCCAAGUGUUACCAAGUAAAAAGGCAGUACAUUUCUCCAUGAUUAUCGUGUUCCAUAAUAUUGCGUCCCAAAACUGAAAUUAAAUCUAAAGAAUGGAAUUACUGAUUCUUAAGGUGUCUUUUACGAAUAGGUGUCUACACACUAAAGUUCAAUUAAGGACCAAUUGGUACAUAUACGUUUGAAGCCAUCUAGAAAAAAAAACCUCUGUACCAGAGGUAGGCAACCUUUUGCACUCCAGGUGUUGUGGACUAGACCUCCCAUAAUACGCUUAAAGCCAUAAUACUGGCAAAGCAUCAGGAGAUAUGUAGUCCUUAACAUCUGAGUGUUGAAGAUUGCCUACCCUUGCUCUAUAACCAGUUUCUCAACCUGUGGUAUACGUACCCAAUACGGGUACGCGCACCAAAGGCAAGUGGUAUGCCAAGAGGUGGUCGGCUGGGGGAGAAUGGAGGCGGCAAAGAAAGUUGUACUCUUUAAGAUAUUGGAGCACUGCUCACUCGAGCACCCUGUGGUGAUUCCGAGAGCCAGUUAUGACUUCACUAUGGCCCUGGCAUCACUAAACAGCAUGUGAAAGAGCAGUGCUGGAGGAGCACGAAGAUGACAGCAGCCACAUAUUAGACAUCAGGGAAAGAAUCGACUCCUGCUCUCCCAAACAGAAGGAAGCUGGGUGGACUCAAAUAAUAAUAAUAAUAAAAAUAUUUGUGAGCGUGUGUGAGAGAUUGUGUAUGUGUCUGUCAGUGAAUGUAUGUGUGUCUGUCAGUGUGUGUCAAAUCAGUGAGUGUGUGUGCAUUUCAGUAAAUGUGUGUGUUUAAGUGUAGUGAAUGUGUUUGUCAGUGUGAGUCACAGUGAGAAUGUGUGUUAGAUCAGUAAGAGUGUGUCUGUCAGUGAGUGUGAAUGUGUCAGAGGACACUGACAUACACACACAUUUUCACACAGUGGACACUGACACACAAACAUUUACACACAGAGGAAACUGUGUAAAUGAGUUUGUGUCAGUAUGCUCUGUAUGCAUGUGUGUCAGUGUCCUCUGUGUGUAAAUGCGUGUGUAUCAGUGUCCUUCAUGUGUAUGUGUCAGAGUCCUCUGUAUGCAUGUGUGUAUGUGUCAGUGUCCUCUGUGCGUAAAUGAGCGUGCGUGUUUACGUUUUCUCUGUGUAUAAGUCUGUGCCAGUGUACUCUGGAUGUAAAUGUGUGUGUGUCAAAGUUCGUUGUGUAUGCGUGUCAGUGUCUUCUGUGUGUAAAUGUGUGUGUCAGUGUCCUUUGGAUGUAAAUAUAUGUGUCAAUGUAUUCUGUGUUUAAAUGUGUGUGUGCAUGUGUCAGUAUUCUCCGUAUUUUAGUGUGUGUGUGUACGUGUCCUCUGUGUGUAAAUGUGAAUGUCAUUGUACUCUGGAUGUAAAUGUGUGAGUGUUUCAGUGCCCUCUUUGUUUUUGCCAGUGUCCUCUGCAUCUAAAUGUGUGUGUAUUCACAGUAGGAAGAGGGUAAUGCACAAACCAAAAGGGGACUACCCCUCCCACCGCCCACAGUCAGUAUAGUUAAAAAAUUGUUUGUUAUACAUAUUUCCAAAGAGCCAACUUAGAACUGAUUCAUAAAGCAAUGCAAUGACAGCCAACAAAAAUGUGUUUAACACAGAUGACUGGCUUUAGAUAGGUUGCUAUAUUUACUGUAUGAAGGGAGUAUGCCCAAAUAUAGACAUUAUGUCAAUAUCCUGAUUAAAUUUUUGGUCAAUUUAAGGGAAUUGGACACUUGUUAUUGAUCUGCUGUAUGUCACAAAUAUUGUAUUUCUGUUUCACAACCAGAGUGAAAUAUAAGGUAUGGGAUACAAUGAAAUUUCUAAAACAGUUUUAAUCAACCAUCAUCUAUUUUUAUAUUUUUAUUAUCUAAUAUUAUCUAUAAAACAAAGGAAAAAAAGAUUGCAAACAGUAUUUUUUACAUUUCUGGUUUGCCUUACAUUAAUGCGCCAGUCCUUUCUCCAGUGUGGUGCACUUAUUUAUUUAUUUCAUUUUUUUAAAGAAAGAUUUAUAGCAACAAAGGAGUUAAUCUUAAAAAUUUAUUUAGUCUGGAUUACUGCAUUCCACAAAUCCAUGCAUAGUGACCAUUAAGUGCAGUUUUGGUGGAAAACAAACAAACAGAUUUGCACAUUUUACAUAUUUUUUUGUAAUCUCAGCAGCAAAUUCAGUUUGUUGAUUUUCCUAAGGACCUAGACUUAGCCGCUUGAUUCAGCUUGUUCUUAAUGAACUUCUUUGACAUAAACAUGUCAAUUGCACACUCACUCAAGUUAUAGAUGUAUAGAGGGGACAUAUACUAAUUAGCCCCUGCCCCUAGAAAAGUCUAAAAAUACACAAUCUUGAUAAGAGAAAAAUAAAGAGGUCAGUUACAUGCUUGUGGGACUGGGGAGAGCCGGACACAAUAUACAGAUAAGAUGAUUCUAAAUUCUCCAGAUUUAUCUGUAAUCAGGUAUGCCAGACAACGAUGAUUUUGAAGCAACCUGGUAAUAUGCAAUUUUCACAAGUGUCACCUUUUACAGAAGAUAUAUGGAGAUCCAGUGCAAGUGUAAAUAUUAUAUUUAAAAUAUCUUUUUUAUUCAUUAUGAACUUGAACCAGUCAGCUAUAAGAAAUUUCUUGUGCUCUCACUAAUAAGAUAACUUUAAAAAAAAUAAUUAAUUUUAUAUAUUUUAAUAUUUCAGCAAAGUUCAUGCAUUGAGAUAUCCAAUAUAUGCUUAGAACGGAAUAUUUGCUUAGUUUUAUAUCUGUUUUUAGAUCAUUGUAUCUAGGGGAAUACAGUCUUUCAAACCUGUUCUCAGCCCUGUUCAUUCCACUGGUGUGUAUUCCAGAACUACCGUGUUUCCCCGAAAAUAAGACAGGGUAUUAUAUUAAUUUUUCCUGGGGGAUGUCUUAUUUUGGGGGAAACGGUUUCAAGCAUGCGCUAGAAAGCAGGUCUACAUUUGGGAGAAUUCCCCCGAACAUAGACCAGUUCAAUAGUGCAUGGAAUCCCGCGAAUCUAUGUUUGAGGAAACAUCCCUGAACAAAGAUUAGUUUACUCGUGAAUGCAAUCACGCAAAUCUACACUCGAGGAAACGUCCCCGAACAUAGAUUAGCUCACUUGCGACUGGAAUCCCGCGAAUCUACAUUCGGGGAAAAUUCCCUGAACAUAGAUGAGCAAACUAGCGAUUGGCAACUAGGGCUUAUUUUCGGGGUAGGGCUUUUAUUACGAGCAUCCCUCCCAAAAAAAUCGAGGUCUUAUUUUUGGGGGAUGUCUUAUUUACUGGGAAACAGGGUAGAUGAAUCUAGGGACUACUGGGAGCUGAAACUCCAGACAAUACUGGCAAUAAGCCCAAGAUGUUAGACUUUUUUUAUUUGAUUAUUAUUAUGUUGCUAGUGUGAAGUCCUCAGUGCCAUAUUCAUAGUAUGUGGCCAUUGCUCUCCCAACUCUUUGUCUCAGCCUGCAUGUAAAUGUGGAUUAUAAAUGCUUUAAAUUUCCAGUUUGUGGGUAGGGUUUUAUAUAUGACUGCAAAAUGUAGUCACAGACAGAGUUCAGGCUCAUGAUCUUUUAAGUACAAGAAAGUGGAAUCACAAAAUCUAAUUCUGGAAUUAGGCUCACUGUAAUUUACAGCUCCAGGCCCAUUAAGCCCCAUCCUGCUCUGCAAGGGUUUAGGGACAUGUAGUAAGUAUAUUUUUCCAUAAAAAGUAAUGACAGCUUGUACAGAUUGGCUUCUACCUUUAGGUUUUUAUUAAGAAUGAAUCUCUUGAAUGACAUAUUAACACAUGACAAUCUAAUGAUCUGCUGCCUACCCGUCAUACCCCUACCAUAUUUGUUAAACCAUCUAUAAGCCCCACGAAUCUUUCUUAUAACAGUUUUUUUUCCAUUAUUCACUAUCUUCAAAAAAUCUCAUGUAUUGCACGAAUACAGGUCUGCACUAUUAAUCCCAAAUUAAUUUAAUCAUAGUUAUGCACAUAAGUACGGCAAGGUAAAAGUCAUUUUAUUUUAUGUCUCUAUUACUUUGUCUCCAUUGUAUCGUCUUCCAGAUAUGUCCUCUUUAGUUUUCUGUUGUCUCUUCAAUCUUUCCCCUCCAGUAUUUUUUGCCCCUGACAUUUUUUCUGUGUUUGGUCUCUCUGUUUUCACAAUACCAGUCAAUGACAUUUAAUCUGUCCUUCAUUUCCCUGCAGGACUUGCGGCUUUGUACAGAAUUCUGUGCCAUUUUUAUCCCAGUUUUCUGAAGGUGACUUGGCUGAACCGCGAUCUACUUUUUACUCUUCAGUAACCAUUUGUUUAACUUGCUGCUCACUGGAAACUGGACUUGAGUUAAAACCUGACCUGAUCAACUGUACUCAUGGAGAAAGUUCUUUGGACUUUGCUUCUGCUUCCAGUCUUGACCCGCCAAAGUGGUGGUGGAGCUCCACCAAGACCAGAAAUACGUGUAGAUGGAGAUGUAGUAAUUGGUGGCCUCUUUCCAGUACAUGAAAAAGGAGGUCCUGGAGCUGAAUGUGGGAGGAUGAAUGAGCACCGUGGCUUGCAGCGUUUGGAGGCAAUGCUUUUUGCCUUGGAUUCAAUAAAUAGAGACCCACAACUGCUUCCAGGGCUCAGAAUAGGUGCACACAUCCUUGACACCUGUUCAAAAGAUACAUAUGCUCUGGAACAGGCUCUGGAGCUAGUAAGAGGUUCCUUGACACGAGGAGAUGGGCCUCAACACCUUUGCCCUGAUGGAUCCUAUGCUAUUCACGGAGAGACCCCAACAGCCAUCAGUGGAGUUAUAGGGGGCUCCUACAGUGAUGUGUCCAUCCAGGUGAGCCUAAAAUACCUUAUGUGUACACAAGAGUGACAGGCAGCAGGAUUGGUGUGUCUCAUUCACUUGUCACUAUAUACUUUCUUUACUCAUGUCUAGGUUAUAACAUCUAUCCUGAAUUCCAUAGUUGAAUUUCCCAUUGCCUGGUAUGGUUUGAGAUGUUAAAAAAUUUAAUCAAUAAUUGGCUGUGAUCGUAUUUUCCUCUAAUUGAACAAGUGGUUGAUUAUCGGUUUGUAUUAUUUUCUUGGCUACUACAUUUAAAAUAAUGUUAACAUCAUGCACAGAAGGUAAGGUCAAUGACCGAAAGGAUAAUGUCCAAUUAAGGUUUUUUUUCCUUAACUAUCAAAAGCAACAGUGGACAUACCCUGACUUCUCUACCUAAGUUAAGUUAAGUUAAGAUGUGUAUUUAUUUAUUUAUUUUUGUAAAAUGUUAUUUUUGCAGGUGAUAUACUUCAUUGUAAUAGUAAAAGUCUAAAAUGCACAUUUUGAUCAGUUACAAAAUAUUAACAAUUCUGUCGUAAAAAUUCGCCCAUUUUACAACAAAUGAAAGACUUACAUUAAGAGCCUUGUCUGAUUAACCAUAUACUUUUAUCAGGCUAUCUAUCAUACAUAUCACAGAGUAAAUAAAAAUAAAGAAAAGCGAACUAAAGGUGAAGGACAAAUAUAGACUAAAAAUUACAAAGGGUAUAAUGAGUUUAUGUAUUUUUUUGUAUUAGUGUACAUUUUAAAUUAAUAAUGUUACUUGAUAUCACAUGUAGCAAAUACAUUUAUUUUGUCCUGUAUUAUUAUUUUUUUUCUUAUGUAAUAAUCUUUAAAAGGAUUGGGCGCAUAUAGGAAGGGUAAUUAGGUAUUGAUUUGGAUUAUUGUAAUUACAUCAUCUCCCUUGUGUUUCCCACUUUGCCACCACCCACCUCCCUUGCUUCUCAAUUUCUAUUCUAUUCUUUUUUUUUCUUUUAAAUUAAAGUUUAUUGACCAGUUUUUCAAUAUAAAAAAAAAAAGGUCGAUGGAGCAUCAAAAUGGCUUUUAGCUUAAGCGAGCAAAAAUCGUUGCUUUUAGUAGAUAAUCAUGCAUGGGCAGAUUAAGGAAAAAUGGUGUCACAAGAAACUCCUAGCCAAUGAUUCCGUUUCAUGGUACUUUGAGAGAUUACGAGGUACUUUUUUUUACCUGGCUUAAUGGGCUCCCUGUGCCGUCGAGGAGGGAAUGUUUAGUGUUUUAGAACUUAAAUGGAACUCUGCCAUCUAUCCUGAUUUAACUGCAUAUAAGUUCUAUCUAACAUCCAUCCUAUCCAUCCAUGUCUAGCUAUAUUUUGCUUUUCUUUAAGCAUACUGGGCACAUAACAUUGUCAGAGAAGUUCAAGGAUUACUUAUUUCUAUGUGGAUGGAAGUUGGCAAAUCAUGACAUACCGUACUUUCUAAAGGUUUUGUUAUAUGUAAAUGUAAUGGAGGGUUUACCAAGAUGGCUGCCUUCAUACUGACAAACUCUUCAACCAUCACACAUUCAAAUUUAUAGGUCGUAGAUUUCGGGGGUUCUGGGGUAACCCCACCAGUGUCACUAUCCAAACAGGUUGUAAAUUGAACUGCCCAUGUUAUUACCAGUUUGGGUUUAAUUUGGUUUUAUAAUAGAUUUUGGCCUUGGAUAGAAUUUACCUUUGAUAGGAACGCGGCUUAUCGCAGAACUGAAUUUUAAUUGCCAAAUGUUUUGUUUGUUGUUUUUUUUAAUCCAUUUCAGCUGAUAUAGAUAAUAAUAUGCCAAAUCGGCAUUUAGUGAUUAGAUCCCUGUAUAUUGGAAAAUUGUGAAGCAAUUAGCAAAGCAGCAAUUACAUCUAAAGCAAUUAUAGUUUUGUUAGACAAAAUAUUUAAACAUUGAAGAUAUUGUUUCAAACUGAUUUGUAUCUCAAUUUUAUUCUGUCAGCUCUCUUUUUCAGCUUGAUUACACUCAUCCCCCUUUGCCUUUCUUUAUAUGUAUUUAUUAUAUUUUCUUCCUUGCACCAGAUAUUUGUUCUCCUCCUGUGAUGUCUGCAGUUAGUCCUUCUGUGGGAUUCUUUUGACUGGUGGAUUGUGGGUAAAUUACUAUGGCAACUAAAACAGAACCUUAGAGGACAACUGUCAUCAAAUUUUCACUUCUGGUUUCUUUAAGUGUAUUACUUUAAUUAAACUUAAUGAUUUGUUUUUAAAUCAUUUAUAUUGACCUUUCAAAGUAAUUUUUUUUAAACUUUUAGAAAUGAAAGUCAAAAAUUGAUGACAAUUGUCCUUUAAGCGUUGCCACCUGGCAAAGAUUGCCAACUAUCAUGCACUACAUAAGAACAAGUAGUUCCUAGGUGAAAUUAAAAAAACAAAAAACAAACAAAUGUGAGGGGAAAUAGAAGGAUAAAAAGGGUUCAUUUCAAAAUAAAAUUGCAAAGGGACAGUGCUGCUUUAAGGAAUCACUUCCUGAUACUGUUAAACGACGGCUAUGAUCCACAGUACCAGAGAUUAGAUUUCUUUGAGACAUAGCAGCAACAUUAAUAAAUAUGUUUUGUCAGCUUUUAAAAAAAUAAAUAUAUAUAUACACCAGUCAUAGAAUUUGGGUAUCGGUUUUGGAACUGGAAGGUGGAACAAGACCCUAAAAGAGGGACUGGCCCACCAGAAUUGGACCGUUAGGAGGCCUAUGGGACCUAUGCUCAGCGCAGAGCAGAGAUAUGGUUUGUGCAUGUUAGAGAGAGUUCAGUCCAAGAUGUGCAUGCUGUACACAAAGCUUGGACCAAAGUUGACAGUUCUAACAGACAAGGUUAGAGCUACAGUGAUUUUUGCAAUUGCUGCAGUUCCAAGUCAUGCUGAGAGCCGUGAGUGGACUGCAACAAUCCAAUUUUAUCAUAAUACAGUUAUAUUACGUAGGGUGUUUAGAGUUUAAAUGGUUAAAAGCUUGAGAGGGUUUAUAGUUGUGGUAUAAGGGCUGAUUAGAAUUAUUGGGUUAAGGGUGGUAUUACAUUUAGUAUUUGGGUACAUGGUGCACUUAAUUGAUUCAGGUUCAGUCUUUUAGUGCUUAAAUUUGUACUAAAGAAAGUUUUGAGAGGUGUUAAAUUUAGCAAAAAACAUUUUUGUAUGCAUAUAUAGUUUAAAUGGUUAUUUGCACAGUACUCACCCUCCUGUGAAUGAUAACAGAGAUGCAGGAGCUGUUAUACAGUGUGUGUCACUCAGUGCUAUCCCUGCUCCUCCUACAAGGCAUUUUCUGUGUGAGAGGCUGAUAGAGGGCAGAUGGGAAGUGAUCCCUUCCACUUCCUGUCCAGCCUCACACUCAGACACUGGAGGAGCUCUUACACUCUCUAUAACUGUUGCUGCAGGUCUAAUAUGAAGUAUAGGACUGGAAUACAGAGGACACCGGCCAAGGUUCCUCCUGGUACUUAUUUCCCCUCACCAGCUCACCUAACCUCCAAAAAGCUCAUUAUAAGUAAUGUGAAUAGGCACCUGUAGGCAGGUGCCUCCAGUGCUAAUGGGAAAUCCAUCCAUGCAAGAAAUUCCAACAAUGGCAAUGUAAAACAGAGACAAUUUCAAUUCUCUCUCAAUAAAUGUGAAGUCCUUAUUUGGUAGCAGGUGUAAUUUACAGACUGUUACUCACAUUUAAAUCUAAUUUUUAGAUUCUCAACAGAUGCGGCAGCCCUUCUAUAAUUUGGAAGGGAUGGUCUUCAGAGAGCUGCAUAUCCCACACGUUUGCACAGCAAUGUUUAAUCAGUAAGAAUAAAAUAUGGAAUUUCAUUGUUUAAGGUUAAUUGCCUUAUAAAUAUUAAGAGCCUCUGCCGGAAAGUGCUAUGUUUGUUGUAAGAAUAUAGAAGGCCUCAAUAUUGGAGUUAUUCCGCUCCUUUUCCCAACCCAGAGAAAGACCAGCAAAUCUGGCUCCCAGGCUAAUGACAAUAAGUCUCAGAAUAUAGCCAGUCUCAAGUCCUGAGCAUCAUGUGAAUUGUAGUCCAUAACUGUAAUGGAUGAUAAUCCUUUGCCUAUGGAAAGCUAGGCUCUUUUAUUACUGUAACAAGUUAUGCAAACGGUUCGGAAACACUCUGUGUGUAGGCAGCCUUGCUUGACCGCCUUGCCAAGCAGCCUACAAGCUGGCAUGCAUUGCGUGCCAAAUGACACACCCCUUUACGGCCAUGCACAUCACAGGCAGCAUACCACCACUUCACCCUUGCUUGCCAAGGCAUACUUUGAUAGUAGGAAAUUAAUGAUGCACGCUAGAUAAAGGCCUGAAACAUAUUACGCAGAGACCUGUUAGUGUAUCUUUCACUUGCUACUAGAUAUAUAGAAAGAACAGAAAGAGAGCAUAGAUUUGAACCUACAUAUACCGUAAGGCUGGUUAGAUUAUGCCAUAAACAGCUUGCUUUGUAAAUAGUGGCAGGCUUGUGCAAUGCAUGAUUAUAUUUUGUAAGUAAAUCUCAGUUAUUUUGCUAUUUUAGAUGAUUUUACAUACUUUACAGACAGUAGAUGUCUUUUUUUUUUUUUUUUAAGCUGGACUAUGCAAUUGUUUGCCACUGAAUUGUACCUUCUACAAUGGAUUGCACAAAAACAAAAAAUGAGGAGAUAUCUGCAUGGGAAUGUGGCCUUUAUGCCAGUCAGCUUCCCAAAUGUCAAUUCUUCAACAAGCUGAUCAGGCACCUGCAGGGAGUAAGGAGAUAACUGGCAUCAUAAUACAAUAUAACCCAUUUGGACAAGCAAGAAGAAGCCCAAGAGAGAGAUGUAAUUGUUACACUAUCAGCACCACUAGUUUUAUCACCUGGCCCAACUACCUGUUCUCCUGUACCAGAGUUCUCUUCUCCACUUGUACCAGAUGCUCUAUGCCAUCUUAUUCUGCACCACAAGUCUUUUGAACACCUGGCUCUACAACGCCUGCCCCUAUUUCACCAUUCUCUACACCACCAGCUGGAGACUCUAGUGUCGAUAAUCAGGCACACAGAGAUCACCAUCUCUGCAGAUUGCUGUCUGCUAAACAAAGAAAUAAUUAAAAUAUUUCUCUAACCCUUUUUUGUGUUAAUUAGAAUAUUCCACUACAGUAUUGUGCAAUGGCCCUGUCCUUUUAUUAAUGCAUUGCAUUUAAAAAAAAAAAUUCAGUGUUUACAUUGCAGGGUUAAAUCCACUUCUAAAAUGGCUUUUAUCUUUACAGCCACUAGAGGGACACUGGCCGAAUUAAAUGUGACUCAGAAGCCCCUCGGAAAGUUAUGAAAAGCUUAGAUACAUACGGCACUCGCCAAGCAUGCGCAUUAGGUCCCCAAUGCUUCUCUUUGGGGAACAUUUGAUUGGACCAUUAUGGAGGAGGCCGUGCCGUAAUGAUGUCAUGGGAGACAAUAAAGGUGAACAGUACCGACAGAGUAACCAUUUAAUUUAUUACUUUUUACAUCGCACGGGGGGUGGGGGGACCUAUAUAGAACUAGGGACAGAGACUCUAUAGCAUUUGAAAUACAGUUUUGUAUUCCCAACAUUAUAGUCUUCUUUUAACACUAAAAAAAACAACAUAGUUUAUAGUUAACUUGUGUUAAUACAAUUUAAUUUCCACUGGCUAUAAUUUGCAAUCUUCUUUUUCUAAUUUAAUUUUUUUGAGGUAAUUCAUGUAAAUGAGAAAAUUACAUCUGCACACCUUGAAAAAAGCCCUCCAGCAAGUCACACUGAAGUACAAUUUAAAAAAAAUUAAAUUAUUUGUAACUUAUUUACUUGGCAUAAUUUUUGCAUUUAAAAAGCAUUUCACCAGGAAAGAAAAUAGUGAGAUAUCUCUCAAUAUCUCUCAAUGUUUAAUCUGUGAAAAGCAUUUUUAAUACAUUUUUUUAAAUGGAUGCAUAUUUAAAGGGGAAGUGUCACUUUCCAAGGUGAUUAAUAUUAUGUUCGCCCUUCCCUAUAUUUAUCAAAAAUGUUAUAAAUCCUCUACGUUUGCAAUUGUGUGCCUUGGCUAUGCCUUGAUGGAAUUAUUUAAUAUUAUUUAUAAAGCGCCAACAAAUUCCACAACUCUGUAAAACAGGUGGACAAACAGACAAGCAUUUGCUUGCAACAAGACAAGUUGGACACACUGGAGAAGAGGGUGCUGAGGGCCCCGCUUAACAGAGCUUACAUUCUAAAUGGGGAAAAUAACAUUCUAAAGGGGUAAAAUAACACAAGUGGGUAUGAUGUAUUUCAAGUAGAUUGCGAGAGGAUUUUAAAAUUAAAUAAUAAUUUUUUGUUGUUGAUACAGUGGCAAGAUAGGAAGCAAGCUGUGUUACUAAGGUGUUGGGGGCAGUGGUGUAUUUUGGAUAUGUGCUGCCCUAGGCAGGACGAAACUCGGGCACACACCCCGCAUCUAAAUUUGCUCUGCGUCUACCUGUUUAAGACGAACACGUAGAUUGACUGACAGACACACACUGACACACCCAUUCACUGACAGGCACACACUCUCAGAUACACAUACAGAGACAUACAUUCACUGACAGACACACUCCCUAACAGACACACACAUUCACUCACCGACACAGUGAAAGGAACACUCACUUGGACACACAGUGACAGACAUGCACACAUUCACUGACAGACACACACAUUCACUCACAGAUAAACAAACAAAAUAUAUUUCCUUGCAAUAAGAGAAAUAUAUACAGGUGGAUUGGCGCUAUUAGUAAGGUGAAGAACAGCAACUACCCCGAAGUGCCAAAAAAUCACCAAAGGCACUAUACAAGUACAUAAAAGUGAAGGAAAGAGAGAAGGGGGGUGCUCAAAGAUAAUAAUACAAUAAUAUACUUAUAUCAGUACAUCAAUAAUUCAAUCAGUAUGUCACUGGAUCAAUCUAGAAAAAAUGAACAGAAUAUACAUAGCAUAAUACUGUAAGGAAGGAUUGUACACCAACAAUGCAGAGGUAAUGGGUCACUCACGAUAUGUAGAGCCUUAAAAAGCAGGCUCUAACUGUAAUAGUUUGUCAACCAGUCUGCUCCUCCCAGCUGUAUCAGCUUAUAAUUUCGCCAAGUACUUCCUUCCACCACACCACGACAAUCACAGCCGAAUGGAUAGGGAUAUAAAAACUUUUAUUCUGACAUAAAAUAAAAUAAACAGCAUACAAUGGUCACAACGCGUUCCGACUUUUCGUCUUCUUCAAAGGUGCAUAUGUCAUAACAGUUCCCGGCAACAUUUAAAUAGAUCCUAUUCGGAAAUUGAAGUUCCCGGGCAAAUUCUCCGACUUCCAGUCUUUUGACGCCGUCCGCUCUUUGACCCGGAUAAAGUCGUGUACAAACGCCAUUUUUGAAAAUGGCAUUUAGGUCCAUAUGGAUCCGCUCAUAUAAAAAUACAAUUAAUAAUAAAUGGUAAAAUACUUUUUAAGGCUCUACAUAUCGUGAGUGACCCAUUACCUCUGCAUUGUUGGUGUACAAUCCUUCCUUACAGUAUUAUGCUAUGUAUAUUCUGUUAAUUUUUUCUAGAUUGAUCCAGUGACAUACUGAUUGAAUUAUUGAUGUACUGAUAUAAGUAUAUUAUUGUAUUAUCUUUGAGCACCCCCCUUCUCUCUUUCCUUCACUUUUAUUCACUCACAGAUACACACAUUCACUGACAGACAUACACACACACACACACAUUCACUGACAGACACCCUGAUACUGACACACUCACACACCUUCAAAGUAUUAGAUAUAUUUUUAAAAUUUUAAUUUUAAUACACCUAGCCUCCCUACCUUUGGGAGAGCUGGAGUGGAUUCUUCCCUGGGGCCCAGCUGUGCUUGCUGGGUUGGCUGCAGGUGGCUGGGUGGCAGGACAUGCCGCUAGGCAGGCACACAGUUGUGGUAGUGGUAGCGAGUUAGCUGUAAUCCUCCAGCUCAGCUCUCUAGCUCGCCAUUCAGUGAUGCCGGGAGCCGGAGUGACAUUACUGCAGGGCGCGAGGGAGCUGAGCAGGAAAAGCUCAGAGGACCAUGCUCUCCCCUUCCCCCCACCGCUGCACUAUGAGCAUUUGAAAGCCUCAGGGGGCCCUGUGGUAGCCAGCCGGCCAGCUCUUGGGCUCCUCAUAAAAGAGGCUAACGGGGCAUCUGCCAGUGCGCUUAGAGGCGGCUAUUUUUGCCGCCCCCCUAAAAGUGCCAUCCAAGGCAAAUGCCUUGUUAGCCUCGUGGGAAAUACACCACUGGUUGGGGGAGAAAUCUGUUAGUAAGAAGAGGUAGGUAUAAGCAAGUACUAGAAUUUGAACACUAUAGUCAUAAAUUACUUUAGCUAAAUGAAGCAGUUUUAGUGUAUAGAUCAUUCCCCUGCAAUUUUACUGCUCAAUUCACUGUCAUUUAGGAGUUAAAUCACUUUGUUUCUGUUUAUGCAGCCCUAGCCACACCUCCCCUGGCUAUGAUUGACAGAGCCUGCAUGAAAAAAAAACUGGUUUGACUUUCAAACAGAUGUAAUUUACCUUAAAUAAUUGUAUCUCAAUCUCUAAAUUGAACUUUAAUCACAUCCAGGAGGCUCUUGCAGGGUCUAGCAAGCUAUUAACAUAGCAGGGGAUAAGAAAAUUUUAAUUAAACAGAACUUGCAAAAAGGAAGGCCUAAAUAGCACUCUCUUUACAGGAAGUGUUUAUGGAAGGCUGUGCAAGUCACAUGCAGGGAGGUGUGACUAGGGUUCAUAAACAAAGGGAUUUAACUCAUAAAUGGCAGAGGAUUGAGCAGUGAGGCUGCAGGGGCAUGUUCUAUACACCAAAACUGCUUCAUUAAGCUAAAGUUGUUCAGGUGACUAUAGUGUCCCUUUAAGCAAUAUUUCUUACGGGAAGCCAAUGUAAGAACUGACAGAUGGGGAAGGUGUGGGAAAACAGGAAUAUGAACAGCAUUCUUUUAGACUGUAACACGGCAAGCUGGGAAUGAAUAAGAAUAGUGGGAAACGGAUUUCAGUAGUCAAGAGGGGGUGAUGUUAGCGGCAUGGACUAUCACCUUUUAUACAUUUAGUAUUAGGUAGGGUUGGAAGUUAGCUAUGUUUUUGAGAUGGAGGUGGCAGGAUUUGGUUAACUGACUGGACAUGAGAGGGGAAGGAGAGGUUGGAAUCGAAGAGAACACCUAGGCAGUGACCUUGCGAGGUAGAGCUGAAGGUAGGGCCGUUAACUUAGAGGGAGGGAGACACGGGAGUAGCAGUGCUUGAUGGUGGAUAGAUGCAAAGUUCUGUUUUAGAACGGUUGAGUUUGAGGACAUGAGCAGCCAUCCAGUUAGAAACAGAAUGGAUUAUGAUGGAAUAUGCUAAAUAUUUGAUAUCCAUUUAAAAGAAAAUGGAGCAUUACAUGGAGAGGUUUAACACAAGAUAUAGGUGUUUUCAAUGUUUUAAUUAACUGAUAUAGAUUUUGGAAUUUGUCAGGGGUUUUUUUUUGUCCUGCAUAGCCUGGUAGCUAACUGAGAUUUGUGCAAUUUAUAUGCUAUUUGUUUUCCUUCAGAAUCGUUUUUAUUUAGUAAUUUAUAUUAUGUUCAUGUAACGUGGACUAUAGGAGGUGUGGGGCACUGAAGUGAGCUCAGGUACCAUAACAUAUUAUGGUAGAACUGUUCAUGAAACAAAUAAGAAGGAAAAAUCGUAUAUAUAUAUAUAUAUAUAUAUAUAUAUAUAUAUAUCUUUAUUGUAAUGGAUGCCUCAGUUUCAGUAGUUUGCAGAGGAGCCUGGAGGCCAGCCUCAAAAAUGUCAAUAAACUAUUUUAUUGUCGCUGUCUGGGAAGGAAAGACUGAACAUAAUUAAAUCAACCUGGGAGAACCGAGUUAACAGUUCAUACUCAGACUUGGUGGUGCUGGGGAGAGAACUGCUGUUGUUCUGUUAAUCACUCCCUGCAUAUAUAAUAUACAUUGUGCCCAGUAUAAAUAUGUGUGAGUUGGUGGAAUGUUUUCAUUCUUUAGCAAGUUUUGGCUGAUGUUUGGGUGAGUUGCUAGAAUCAGUGAAAGUGUAAUGCCAAAAAGGAGGGAGUUACUGAAGCUGAGUACUGAGCUCUGUCACAUGUAUGUUACUCAGUUUACUUUAUUUUAAUAUAUCAGAAUAUUAGUGCACCUUCCAAUUGUCCCGAAUCAGGACAGUCACAAUUUUGGGAACCGGAUGUGACCAGUGGCGUAUUUCCCACGAGGCUAACAAGGCAUUUGCCUUGGGCGGCAUUUUAGGGUGGCGGCAAAAAUAGCCGCCACCUAAGCGCCCUGGCAGAUGCCCUGUUAGCCUCUUUUAUGAGGGGCCCAAGAGGUGGCCGGCUGGCCACCAGAGGGCCCCCUGAGGCUUUCAAAUGCUCACAGUGCAGCAGGGGAGGGAGGAGAGAGCAUGGUCCUCUGAGCUUUUCCUGCUCAGCUCCCUCCCACCAUGCAGUGAUGCUGGGAGCCUGGAUAUGAUGUCACUCCGGCUCCCUGCAUCACUGAGCAGUGCGCGAGGGAGCUGAGCAGGAGGAUUACAACUGUGUGCCUGCCUAGCCUCACGCCCUGCCGCCCAGCCACCAGCAGCCAGCCCAGCACGCCCCACUGGACCCCAGGGAAGAUUCCACUCCAGCUCUCCCAAAGGUAUGGAGGCUGGGUGGAUUAAAAUUAAAAUUUUAAAAAUAUAUCUAAUACUUUGUAGGUGUGUGAGUGUCUCAGUAUCAGGGUAUCUGUCAGUGAAUGUGUGUGUGUGUGUCUAUCAGUGAAUGUGUGUCUGUGUCUAUCAGUAAAUGUAUGUGUGUCUGUCAGUGAAUGUGUGUGUGUCAGUGAAUGUGUGUAUGUCUGUGAGUGAAUGUGUGUGUGUGUUUCAGUUCAUGUGUGUGUGUGUGUGUGUGUGUCUGUGAGUCAAUUUGUGUAUCUGUCAGUGAAUAUAUGUGUGUGUGUCUGUGAGUGAAUGUGUACAUGUCUGUCACUGUGUUUCCAACUGAGUGUUCCUGUCACUGUGUCUGUGAGGGUCACUGUGUCUGUCAGUGUAUGUCUGUGAGUGAGUGUGCAUCUGUUAGUGAAUGUAUGUGUUUGCCAGUGUGUGUCGGUCAGUGAAUGUAUGUCACUGUAUGUGUAUCUGAGAGUGUGUGCCUGUCAGUGAAUGGAUGUGUCAGUGUGUGUCUGUCAGUCAAACUGCGUGUUCGUUUUAAACAGGUAGGCGCGGGGCAAAUUUAGAUGGGGGGAGGUGCACAAGUUUCGUCCUGCCUAGGGCAGCACAUAUCCAAAAUAUACCACUGGACAUGAUAUCCUUGGCUGGUGCUCUGUUGUGUGGUACACAAUUAACUAGAGUAGACUGUAGGCAUAAAAGGUCCUUCCAUACCUCAGUCCAAUUGAAAAGUUCAUAUACAACCGAAGGAAUCUGAUGCUGCCAUGAUAAAUAGCCAGGAAAAGAAAUGUACUGGUAAGUAUGAAAUAAAAUUUUGGUAUUCCUGGCUAAUCAUGGCAGCAUCACUUAUGGGUAUUACCCAAGCUAAAAUAUAAAAAGAGGGGGGGUAACAAAUAACCAGAACUCAAUAAUACUGCAAAAAAUACCCAAUAUUUAUUAUACAGAAGAAACAGAAGCCAAUACACAACUUAUAAAUUUAGUGGCAGAAGAGGCCACAUCCAGUUUGUAAUGCUUAAAGGGACACUCCAGGCACCCUGCCCAUUGGAGUGGUCUGGGUGCCAUCUCCCAUCAUCCUUAACCCUGCAAGUGUAAUUAUUGCAGCCACUAGGGGGACUUUCAGGUUCUUAAACGACUUUUUAAUCGCUUAAAUGACGCUGGACGUCACCUCCAGCAUCGCCGGAAUCCCCAUAGGUAAGCAUUGAAUAAUGCUUUCCUAUGGGGAGGUCUAAUGUGUGGCCAUUGCCGCACAUUAGGUCUCCACCACUGGCGGACAUCAGCGGUGGAGGAGCGUAGGCGGAGCCUGUUCCAGUGCCGAGGAACAUCGGCGCUGGAUUCAGGUAAGUGUCUGAAGAGGUUUUAACACUUUCAGCAACAUGGGAUGCGGGGCAGGAGGGAGGGGGGCACUGUAGGAUUCCCUAGUGCCAGGAAAAUGGGUUAUUUUUCCUGGCACUGGAGAGUCCCUUUAAUAAAAGGUCAUGGGAGAAGACCAAGUUGCUGCCCUGCAGAUGUCCUCUGAAGAAACCUUUGCCAAGUUAGCUGAAGAAGUCGCCAAGGAUCUAGUAGAGUGAGACUUAAUUUUCUCUGGAGGAAUCUAAUCCCUAAAAGUGUAAGCCUCUGCGAUAAUGUUAGAAAUCCAUCUUCUGAGUGUAGAAGAAGAUGCCACUUCACCUUUCCUGGAUCCAGCAGGAAUAAUAAACAAUUGAUCAGUCUUCCGACAAGACCCUGAAACCUGCAAGUAUCUAAUCAAACAUUCCCUUACUUCCAAAUUGUGAAGUUUAACCUCCAAUCCAGAGGAGGGAUCAGGACAAAAUAAUGGUAAAACAAUAUCUUGCAUAAGGUAGAAAAGGUAGAAACCACCUUAGGCAGAAACUCCUGUUUGGUUCUUAAAACCACUCUGUCAUGAAACACCUGAGUGUAAUUGACCUCGCAAGAAAAACCUUUAAUCUCUGACAUUCUCCUAGAUGAGUAAUAGCUAUCAAAAAGAGUUUCUUAAACGUCAGGGUGGUAAGGUCCAAUUCUUCUAGCGGACAACACGUCCAGGAUCAGAGGAAGAUCCCAUGGAGGUGUAAAAUUGCGUUUAGGAGGUCUGAUACGCAAAGUUGCCUUUAAAAAUCUAGUAAUCAAAGGAUUAGAUGCCCAAGACACAUUACAAAUGGCAGAAAGCGUAGAGCACUGAAUCUUCAGAGUACUCAGACUCAAUCCCUUAUCCAAUCCUACUUCCAGAAUAAAUUCCAGAAUAUGGUUUUGAGAAGGUUGCAAAAAAUCCACUUCAUGAUUAGUUGCCCAAGAUUUGAAGGUUGACAAAAAAUAAAAUUAGUCAGAAUGUAAAUUCCUGUUGUCCGACUGAGGACAGAAAAAGGACUGAGGUAUGGAAGGAGGAGGGACCUUUUGUGCCUCCAGUCUAGUUAAUUGUUUCCUGUUCUGAUCCGGCUGGGGGUGGAGCUACCUAUGAGUGAUGCUGCUAUGAUUACCCAGGAAUCAUUAUUUUUGCCUUUACAAAUAUAGCUUUGUUAGCAAGAUUUAUUAACCCUUUCAAGACAAAGGAAUAGGCAAAUUCUAUUACAUCCUGACAGUUCUGGCUCAUCAAGUGUCAUGAGAGGAAACAUACAAUGAAAUGUGGUGCAUUGAAAACCGAUUUGCAAAAUGUAUUCAUAAAUAGCAGAGUAAAUGUUAGCCUUAAUUUUGCUACUAGGUUUUGCUUCACUAAAAUUUUGUGUUUAUUAAUUGUCUUUAAGUUAUUUUCCAUAGCACAGAAAAAUUUCGGAAUUUAAUUAUACUUUUGCAAAUAUUUUAAAGAUUUACAUAGAGAAAAAAAAAAUAUUGAAUAUGCAAGCAACCAUGACUGUAUGCCAAUUUUUUAUUAUUUGCAUUUCAAAUGACUUGUCUUUCUUUUGCUUAUUUGUAUCUGCAAAAUUACAUUACAUGUAAUAGUUGGGCUUGUUAAAUUUAUCAACUAAACACAAAUCCACAUAGGCAGACAGACAGAUGGAUGGACAAAUAGGCAGACAGAUAACAAAUGUAAAAUGUUUACUUAUUUUUUGUGUGUAAAAGAGAUUCAAAGUUUUGUAUUUGAUAUUUUGCAGUACCUCAUAUUCAGCCUUUGCUGAAGGAGUUAAUAUGAUAAAAAAUGUCCUUGUAUUCUCAAACUGUGAUGGAUUUGAAACAAGAAAGUCCUUUUUUAUAUCGCAAUUACCAGAUUUUACUAAUUUCAUGACGUAAAAUCAUGAUUUUAUAAAGGACACAGAGGCGAGUAUUAUGCUUAUUCUCUUUCUUUAUUCCUCAGCAGCAAAAGAGAGAGAUAUUGUAAAUAUUCAACAAAAUUGAAAUAAUAACGUCAUUUACCUCAAAGGGUUAACCACAUAUAACACAUUAACCAAUGAGAGUGUCCCUAUCCUACUAAUGUCCUAUGUGACCUUAAGCCACUCCUCUUUCUUUUGAUGUUGUCGACGAACACUUCCUCAAACAGAAAAAAGAUGUAGUCAAUAAAGUGCAGAACCGUGAUUUCCAGAAAUUUAUAGCAACGGGCUCCGGAUGCAACAGGCAACCUUCUGCUUGAACUUGUAUGGGCAGGCAUGGACCAGAAUGACAACCCAAUUAGGAGGCUGUAAGACAAAGAAAUGAAAUGGUAAAAUACGUUCUUGGAUCUUAUUUCCAUAUUAUAUUACGAUCCUAUCUACCAAAACCCAAUUUGUCAUUUCAGUACUAGUCAUCAGGUGAAAGAACAAAAUCACAUUAUUACACAACCCGUGCCCCAUUACAUGACAGUAUAUUCACAGGGCGGGCGCAACUUACCUGGAUUGGGUGGGAUAAUACUCACCUCCGUGUCCUUUAUAAAAUCAUGACUUUAUGUCAUGAAAUUAGUAAAAUCUGGUAAUUUUAUUAGAGGACACGGAGGCUCCUAUUAUGCUAGUUCAAGUGGAAAAAUUUGAAAUUGGUCGGAAAUAAAAUUCUCGGAAUGUAGAUUCUCUGGACCAAUCAGCUGCACGGAGGAGGUCUUCUAGCCUACAACCUACAGAAAAGGCUUUUGAUGCCAUAGCACCCCUUACUGAGUGUGCUCCAUACAUGGAGGUAUCAAUGCCCGCCGACUCCAUGAUCCAUUUAACCCAGCGAGAUAUGGUAAUAGUAGAAACCGGAAUCACGAAUUGAGACGGUCCUUGCCUCAUAUUCCUUGAGACAGGCUACUAGACAUAAAUUAACGUUAUGUGGAAAGGCUGGGUAGAAGACUGAUGUAAUGGAUGUCUUCGUACGUCUCGAUGUGUUGAAGGAGACACCUUCUGGUGUAAACGAGCGUGCUGGGAGGUCCAGUGCUCGGACAUCUGAGACAAGUUUACAGAAGAUUAGACACAAUAGCGUAACCAACUUAGCAGUGAGCUGCUUGAUCGAGAGUUCCUCAUUUCUUGGCGAAUUUUCAAAAAGUCAGAGAACUAGGCCAACAUCCCACAAGGUUGCAUAUUUAGGUCUUGGUGGGCGUGCAAACUUGAUGCCACGUAGAAGUCGACACACACUGGGUGCUUUCCUGCUUGGAGUCCAUUCCAGCCUUGAUGGCCUGCCGAAAUCGCUGAUCUAUAUAAGUUGAUUGUAUGAUAUGCCAGACCAUAGUCGUAAAGCGAAGUCAGGAUACUCAGAACCUGACUCACAUUUGCAGAUAUGGGAUCCACGUGUUGUUCCAUGCACCAACUAUUCCAUUCUUUCCAGGCAUGUAGGUACGACUUCCUUGUUCCUGGGGCCCAAGCUCCUGCCAGGAGAUCCAGAGUUGCCUGUGGAACAUUUGGGAUGUAGCAGAGUCCCCUGAGAGGAGCCAUGCCAAGAGCUUGAGAUGUCCCUGAAGUAAAAAGGGGGUGUGAGUUCCCGUCGGAAUUCUGUACGAGGUCGGUUGUCACCGGUAGUAAUCUCGGAAGAUCCAUGGACAUUUCCAUGAGCGUAGGGAACCAGGGCUGAGAUGUCCAAAAGGGGGUUAUGAGGAUCAAGGAGGUUCGGUGACAUCUCAGAUGCAGUAGAGUUCGUGCGAUGAGGGAGAAAGGAGGGAAGGCAUAGUGGCGGGUUUUAGGCCACGGUUGGAGGAAAGCGUCCAUCGCCAGAGCUUCCGGAUCUGGCCUCCAGCUGAAAAUUUUUGGCAAAUGUGUGUUCAAGUGUGAUGCGAAGAGAUCGAUGUCCAGGGGGCCCCAAAGUGAUUGUAAUUGGCUGAAGAUGACAGGGUUCAUCUGCCAGUCGCUGGCAUCUCGUAGGUGUCUGGAAUUCCAAUCCGCCACUACGUUGGACAUCCCCGGAAUGUACUCUGCUUGUACCGAAAUGUUCCGGUCCAGACAGAAUUGCCAGAAAUCUUUCGCCAGUUCUGCUAGUAUUGUUGACCUGGUGCCCCCGAGGUGGUUGAUAUAUCGGACCUCUGAUAUAUUGUCCAUGGGUAAUAGAAUGGAGCAGUUGGUCGCUAUACAUAAAAGACUCCGUAGAGCAAACGAUCCUGCUAGCAGUUCGAGGCAGUUGAUAUGUAGUUUCUGUUCCUGUAGGGACCAUUUUCCUCCGGUGGAGAUAGCUCCACAGCGCGCUCCCCAGCCGAGCAUGCUUGCAUCGGAUUCCACUAUGAUGUCUGGGGUGGUUCCGAAGAUCGCUCGGCUGAGUUCCUCUUUGGCGGUGCAGUCGAGAGGAACAGAGUCUGAGUAUGAGUGCUUUGAGUGAAGAUAUUUGGCUUUCAGUCGUUGGAGUGCCCUGUAGUGCAGAGGCCCAGGGAAUAUGGCUUGGAUUGACGCUGAGAGGAGGCUGACAAUCCUGGCCAGUUGUCGCAAGGUAAGAAUGGGACGUGCUAACGUCCGCCUGAUUUCCUUUUUGAUGGAUUUGACUUUGGCUGUUGGGAGUAGGAGUGCCCCGUUCACAGCAUCUAUAGUGAAAUGUUCAUGGAGCAGAUGAGGGUCUUGUGCCAUUAUGAGGAUAUCAUCCAGAUAUAUUAUGAGUCGAACUCCUCUGCUGCAUAGGAGGGCGACCACUGGUUUCAUGAGCUUCGUGAAGCACCAUGGUGCCGACGAUAGGCCGAACGGUAGGCAUUUGAAUCGCCAUAAGGUCUCUUUCCAUUGGAAUUGUAGGAAGUUUUGGCACUCUUCAGCCAUCGGAACCGUGAGGUAUGCAUCCUUCAAGUCGAGCUUUACCAUCCAGUCCCCUUUAAGCAGGAGAUCUCGUAGAGAGUGGAUACCUUCCAUCUUGAAAUGGUGGUAUGUGACAAACAUGUUUAGGGGUCGUAGGUUGAUGACUGGACAGACGCCACUGCCCUUUUUGGGAACCAGGAAGAGAUUGCUUAAGAAACCCGGUGUGAGAGGGUGGACUUCUGCAAAAGCGUCCUUGGAGGCUAAGGCUUGGACUUCUUGAGAUAUUAGGUAUUGGUCGUAAGUGGGAAACACCAUGCGGUUUGGGGGUUGUAUUUGAACAGGGUAGUGUACAAAAUCUAUAGAGUAUCCCUGAACAGUGUGAAGGAUCCAUGCAUCUGCAGAGAGAUUGCGCCAUACAGUGACAAAAUUACACAGUCUGCCCCCCACCAUAGUUAGUGAAGCCAGAUGCCGAGGCAUAGAACCUCUGGGUCCCCGAGACUGCCAUGGUCUUCCCCAGACUGAGAAGAACGGUGUGGUAGUUCUGGGUUCAGGUGCUGUAAGCCUGGACUGUAUGGGGCCUCGGUAGCCCCAAUAUGAACCCCUGGGGUGCUUGGACGGGCAGACGGCCCCGACCAAAAACUCUCUGGUGGAACACUUGUUUCAUGUUGGCCUGAGCUUUAUCAAGUGCCGUAAAGGUGCCUACAUAUGUGCCUAGCUCUUUAAUAAAAUUAUCUCCAAAUAGGAGGGCUUUUGCCUGGGGUCCAGGCUCAGAAAUAGCUAGGUUCACUAGCUUAGCUUCUAUUUUUAUCAAGAUUGCCUUGCACCUUUCUGUGGCUACCGCCGUAUUGGCGUUGCCCAACAGACAUAUGGCUCGCUGGAUCCACCCCCUGAGUGCCUCUAAAUUCACCGCUGUACCACCUGUUAUUGUGCUUUCAACCAUGUCGAACAUUUUUGCAAAUGGCCCUAGGACAUCCAGGACCUUGUCCUGACAAUUCCGCCAGGCAAAAUCCAGGCCCUUCUUGGCUUUCCAGCCUGAUUUCCCUAAGAAUUGGGCAAUUUUUGGGUCUACGUCAGGGGUGGUGCAUGCCAUAUCAGGAAUAGUAGGGCGUGGGCAUUCCACCGGAGUUUGCUCCGUGCCACCUUGUCGAGUGGUUUUCUAAUACGAGCAGCGAUAUAUUUCGCAACGUGCUCUAGGGGAUACCACUCGCGGAUCUCGGGUGUUGUAAGGUGUUGGGGUCAAAAACUGGCUCACCUUGAGGAUCAACCAGGGCGGAGUCGUCUACUCCAUCUUUGGAGUCUGCUCCCGCUCCUGUCACAGAGCUGUGCUCAGGGAGAUAAAAGCUGGGAUCAUAAGAGUCCUCCUCAUCGGAUUCGCUCUGUGCCUCCUCUUGCUCCGACUCAGAUUCGGAGGAUUCAAUCGCCAUAAGGUCUCGCAGAGUUUAUGGUGCCUAAACUCUAGCCCUUUUCCAAUUCCUCACCGAUUUUGCCUGGUGGGGGGCUCUUUGUUGUGGUUCAACCACAUGAUCUGUGACAGGACGUACCCUGUCCGUCUGUAAUGUUUUGGAGGCAUUUUCGUCCAGGUGGUGGGACUUUUUGAUGGCUUUACGCCCUCUAGGGGCUACCGGAUUAUCCUCUGGGGGGUUAGAAGUGGAGGAUUUCAGUGCCUUGGUAAUUGACAGGGAGAUAUUGUCUGAUGUGGCCCCCAUAGCGGUAAAUAUAGCCUGUGUCACGGACUUCGUCAUAGCCAUGUCCAGGAGGGAAUGCAACUCUUCAGAGUCCAUUUGCUCCUGUGGCCCUUCAAUCGUUAUGGGAGUUUUGAAUUUUGGGAGCGGUUUAGGGGUUACGGUGACGUUGGUGGCAGAGCCAGAAAUAUCACUCAUUUUAUUUGAUUGCAUGGACAGGAGGAAAGGAUUAAAUGACCGACAGAUAAAUAGUUUUAUCCUUAACUGGGCAUUACUAUCUGUGGACUAGGAGUGUGACAGUUUAGCAGGUAGCUAAUUAAGCCAACAGCUGGAGAGGCACAAGCUAUUUAAGCAAUACAGCUUUAAGAGGCACAAGCUAUUUAAGCAAUACAGCUUUAAGAGGCACAAGUUAAACACUACUCAAAGUUGCAUAACAAGGAAAAACUAGGCACAAUUAGAGCAGUAGAGCAGGCUCACCGAGUGUUCCCUCAGGAAUAAGGUCCUGGGGAGCACCGGUGACGUGCCUAGUAACACAGAUAUGUUCCCGCCCCCAGGUGAGCGUAUUGGCCGCGUUAGGAAAAGCGCGGCAAAACCACCAAUAAAAAUAUGGCCGCCUCGAUGCGCAUUCGCAAUGUGCGCAUGCGCGAGCGGCACUUAGACGCUGCUAACGCCGGGAACCGCCUGGACCGCGGGAAACGGUACCCGGUGCGAGGAGGGAGCCUCGGGCUGAGGUCCCUUCAAGGCAGGAUGGUAAAAACGUGGUUGGAAGAUAAUCAAACCGAUCAGGUGACUGAGGGAAAGCAGGGGUGAGGGAGGAAAAGCAGGGGUGAGGGAGGGAAAGGGGGAAAAAACAGUAAUAGAACAGUAAUUAAAAAAACAAUAAUUUACCACAAAAAAAGGACAAAUAAGGCAUAGAUAAUGCAACAAGGUUUAAUUAAAGGCAAAUGUACCCAAACUAAACAGAGAUAAAUAGAUAAUUUUCCAAAUAUGUAGAGAGAUGUAAAAUUGUACUUAGCUGAGGAGGUAGCAGCAAAAGAAAGAGGAGUGGCUCAAGGUCACAUGGGACAUUAGUAGGAUAGGGACACUCUCAUUGGUUAAUGUGUUAUAUGUGGUUAACCCUUUGGGGUAAAUGACGUUAUUAUUUAAAUUUUGUUGAAUAUUUACAAUAUCUCUCUCUUUUGCUGCUGAGGAAUAAAGAAAGAGAAUAAGCAUAAUAGGAGCCUCCGUGUCCUUUAAUAAAAUCAAAUUUUAUUAGUCCCCAUGGACUUUCUGUGGCUCUUAUAAAAUAACCUAGCAUUUAAAGGGACUCUGCAAUAAUGCUGAGCGUUGAGUUUCUGAUAAUCUGGAAACAGAAGCUUGGGAAUUAAAGGAAUCUAAAAAAGAAUUUAAAGUAAAUGGAAGCACUUGCUGACUAUUCAAAUAGAAACCUGCCAAUUAAAAAAUGAUGCCAUUUUAUGUUAAGAUGAAUGUAUGUCCAAACACCCACAGAGUAAUGAGAUUCACAGCAAGUAGACUGAAACCUGUUAUUAAAUACUUAAUAUACUCCCGGCUCACUUAUGUUAAAGGAACAUCAUAACAACUUCAUCUCUAAACCAGAAGGCUGUUGCAGAAUCAAGACGCUUUAUGAAUGGGGAUUUGCUGAUUCAGUUGACGGCUCUCAGGCAAUCAGCAGCGCCCCUGCCCAAUUUUGCUCUGAAAAAAAAAAGACUUUGGGAUUAUGCCAUUUGAGAGCGGUUUAAUCCCUUAAGGUGACAGCGACACACUGGAACCAUAACAACUUCAUUUCAAUCAAGUUGUUAUGGUGCCUAAACUGUACUUCUAAGUACUGUUCUGUAAGACAGUUUAAAUGAGGCAUUUAAUAUGCUCCAAACAACCACUUAGAGGCUUGUAUUAUAAAUGUAGGAAUGGCAAAUUAUAGUCCAGAAUAAUCACACGGGGAAAAAAUAGCGGAUCCAUUUUCCAGUUUGGCAUCUUUGGUCUAAAACAUGCAAUUCCCUCGUCAAUUUCUAAACUUCACAUGCUGCAGGAUUCCUCCAGGAUUAAUUAGUGGAUUUGAAUGGGGCAGUAUUUUUCUUGUGCUUCCCAUCCAUGCAUAGACAUGUGUCAAGGAAGGCUGCCAUUCCUGUCUAUUUAAAACAUCCCUAUGUGCAUUUCAACUUCUUCAUUUGUCUCUCAGUCUUCUCCCAGUAUCACUCAGCCCCUUAUGCCAUCAACACCCUCCCCCCUCGUCCUGUGUAUCUCACCUCAAAAUCAUUCCGUCACCCUUUCUCUCUGUCAGUUGUGUCUGUUAUUUCAUAAAGUGAGAAUUCAAAGUGAAAUCAAAUUGAAUUUCAAAUUAAAAGUGAAAAAAAGCUGAACUGCAAACAUUCUCUAUACCAGCUAUGGUUCCAGUUUGACUAUGUUGGCCUGUGAUUUGAAAUUCACUUUAAAUUCUCACUUUAGUAAAUGUAUUUAUAAAAUAUGUUACCAGGAAGGAUACAUUGAGAUUUCUCUCGCUUUCAAGUAUGUCCUGGGUCCACAAAACACUGCAUUGAUACAUUAGGGUAUGUUGUGGAUCCAAAUAUUGAGCUUUGUUAUAUUCAGAGGAAGCCCAAAUUGUUGUUACAAGUGCACUUGGAGAAGCGAGAAUUAGACACCAGACACCUGUUGGUAUUCAAAAUAAGCCUCUGCCGUUUUAUUCAUCAGCUGGGUUUUAUACAUUAAAAAGUAAGUGCUUACGUGCAAAUACUCAUAGAACAGUAAUAGGAAGGGAGUACAGAUAAGACAUAGGGAUGAACGUCGUGUACACAUAACAAAUAAGUUCCAAGUUAAGAAAGAACAAAAACAUUAGAGAAGAGAAAUCUCAGGUGGGGGCUCUCUGCUCCCGGAACUAGACAUAUAUGGUCUUAAGUGUCGUGUUAAGCAUCAAGCAUUUCCUGAGUCCAAGUUAGCCAAUUUUAAUAUAGGAUAUCAUUAUAUGACACCUAUAAGCUUGAGCCUUGGAAUCAAGAUAAAUUCUAUCACAGGUACAAUAAAAUACAAAAUCAAUAUUAAUACACAAUAUAUACAAAAUUUUACAUAGAACAGGUAGGAAAUAUAUAAUCAACCAUGACAGGUGCAUUCUGUUUUGAGAUAUGUAGAGAGGGAUCUCUUAAAGGACUUUAGGCUUGGGGAAUAUUUGAAAUAGCCCUGUUGCCAGUAUCAUCCUUGCGCUGGAGCAGAGACCCAGUACUCAAGUCGUUAUCUGUUUGUUACCAAGAGCUCAAGGGCUUCUUGCAAUUCAACAACUGAAAUAUUCAAUGUGGAGAGGGUGCGGGUUAACCAGUCAUUGCUGGAGAACUUUAUGUAUGCCUCCCAACUGUCCCACUGAACCUGUCUAUCUGUACGUUUAUCACUAAGUUGUGUGUUUGGCUUUUUAGGAUUGUUCAGGAAUUACCAAUUGAGCAAAACAGCCCCAAUUCGGGGAUUAUUGAUUUUUUUAAAACAUCUUUCCUACAUUUGAUAGGGCAAAUUUGAGUUUAGUAAGUAACCUCUGUGUUGCUAGGAUACCAUAUUUUGUGGCUUUGUGUCGAUCUGCCCCUUGGGCUUUUCCAACAUCUCUAUUUUAGCCUUAACUUGCAAUAUUAUUGUCAAUUACACACAGUUCCCAGUGCGAUGACUAACUCGGCUGCUCAUUCAAGGGUAUUGGCAAACUCCACAGAGACCCCAGAUUUGCAGAAUUCUGUUUAUAUACACUGAACAAAAUUAUAAACACAACUCUUUUGUUUUUGCCCCCAUUUUUUAUGAGCUGAACUCAAAGAUCUAAGACUUUUUCUAUGUACACAAAAGGCUUAUUUCUCUCAAAUAUUGUUCACAAAUCUGUCUAAUUCUGUGUUAGUGAGCACUUCUCCUUUGCCAAAAUAAUCCAUCCACCUCACAGGUGUGGCAUAUGAAGAUGCGGAUUAGAUAGCAUGAUUAUUGCACAGGUGUGCCUUAUGCUGACCACAAUAAAAGGCCACUCGAAAAUGUUUUACUGUAUUGGGGGGAGUCCAGGGGGGUCCGAAAACCAGUCAGUAUCUGGUGUGACCACCAUUUGCCUCACGCAGUGCAACACAUCUCCUUCGCGUAGAGUUGAUCAGGUUGUUGAUUGUGGUCUGUGGAAUGUUGGUCCACUCCUCGUCAAUGGCUGUGCGAAGUUGCUGGAUAUUGGCAGGACCUGGAACACUUUGUCAUAUACGCUGAUCCAGAGCAUCCCAAACAAGUUUAAUGGGUGACCUGUCCGGUGAGUAUGCUGGCUAUGCAAGAACUGGGAUGUUUUCAGCUUCCAGGAAUUGUGUACAGAUCCUUGCAACAUGGGGCUGUGCAUUAUCAUGCUACAACAUGAGGUGAUGGUCGUGGAUGAAUGGCACAACAAUGGGCCUCAGGAUCUCAUCAUGGUAGCUCUGUGCAUUCAAAAUGCCUGUGUCCAUAGUCCAUAACAUACACCUGCCCACACCAUAACCCCACCGCCACCAUGGGCUACUCGAUCCACAAGAUUGACAUCAGCAAAUCGCUCACCCACACGACGCCAUUCAUGCUGUUAGCCAUCUGCCCUGUAUAGUGAAAACAGGGAUUCAUCCAUGAAGAGAGCACCUCUCCAAAGUGCAAGAUGCCAUCGAAUGUGAGCAGUUGCCCAAUCAAAGAAAAGAAAAAGUUACCUGCGCUCUUUCCUUAAUCCCUAUGUAUAUUUAGACAAAUGGAGGUCAUUUAGUUGCUCCAAUGGCCAUUGGAGGGAAUGCCCGCCUGCAGUGGCGUACACAUGACCCAUGGGGCCCCGGUGGAAAAUUGAUCCGUGGCCCCCCCCGGCGCGCGGGCCGGGCCGCAACACAUGGCGGUGGGCACCUGGUCGCAGGGGUUACAGGGCUGCGACCCCUGCGACCGCGGUAUGUACACCAGUGCAUGCAGAUGCACACACACUUAAAGGACCACUCUAGGCACCCAGACCACUUCAGCUUAAUGAAGUGGUCUGGGUGCCAGGUCCAGCUAGGGUAACCCAUUUUUUCAUAAACAUAGCAGUUUCAGAGAAACUGCUAUGUUUAUGAAUGGGUUAAACCUUCCCCUAUUUCCUCUAGUGGCUGUCUCAUUGACAGCCACUAGAGGCGCUUGCGUGCUUCUCACUGUGAUUUUCACAGUGAGAGCACGCAAGCGUCCAUAGGAAAGCAUUAUGAAUGCUUUCCUAUGUGACCGGCUGAAUGCGCGCGCAGCCAGCCGACGGGGAGGAGAGGAGGAGGAUCGGAGGAGGAGAGCUCCCCGCCCAGCGCUGGAAAAAGGUAAGUGUAACCCCUUUUCCCCUUUCCAGAGCCGGGCGGGAGGGGGACCCUGAGGGUGGGGGCACCCUCGGGGCACUAUAGUGCCAGGAAAACGAGUAUGUUUUCCUGGCACUAUAGUGGUCCUUUAAAGGACCACUACAGACACCCAGAUCACAUCAGCUCAAUUAAGUUGUCUGGGUGUCAGGUCCCUCUAGUUUUAACCCUGCAGCUGAAAACAUAGCAGUUUCAGAGAAACAGCUAUGUUUCACUGAGGGUUAAUCCAGCCUCUAGUGAAAGUAAUGCUUUCCUAUGGGCGGUUUGAAUGCGUGCGCGGUCUCAUUCGGAGCUGAGAGGCUGAGGGAUCCCCAGCGCCAAGGGACUCCGGCGCUGGAGAAAGGUAAGUGCUGAAGACACACACACUCUCACUUACAGACGCAUACACACUAGCUAACAGAGACACACUCACACACAAAACAUACACUCUCAUUGACAAACACACACUCACUAACAGACAUCAAACAGACUCACUAAGACACACACUCUAACACUCACACUCACUCUAACACUCACUCUAACACUAACACUCACUCUAACACUCACACUCACUCUAACACUCACUCUAACACUCACACUCACUCUAACACUCACACUCACUCUAACAUUCACUCUAACAUCCACUCUAACACUCACUCUAACAUUCACUCUAACAUUCACUCUCACUCUAACACUCACACUCACUCUAACACUCACACUAACACUCACUCUAACACUCACUCUAACACUCAAACACUAACACUUUUUUUUUGUUUUUUUUAAUUUAAUCCCCCCAGCCUCCUUACCUUUUGAAGUGCUGGGGGGAUUCCCUGGGGUCCAGUGGUGCUGCUGCUGGGCUCCUGGGCGGGUGGCCGGUCGGGCAGGCAGGCGGGCGCGCGAGGGAGCACUCAGGGGAAGAGGCUGGCCCUGUGGCUACAUACCGGGUCGCAGGUGCGGCCGGGCCCCCUGGUGGGCCGGGCCCGGUCGCAGCCGCGACCCCUGCGACCGUGGUAUGUACGCCACUGCCCGCCUGCCAACGUCAAGGCAGACCCCCCUAAGCGGGUCCUAACACUGACCCUUCAGCCUGCUUCCUUGAGCUUCUGGCAAAGAUAUCUCUAAUGAGACAGAAAGGGGUAUUUUUUACAUACACCCCUAUAUACUUAUUAACCCUUAAUAGGGAACACGUGGGAUGGGCGGCAGCAUUGUAACAAGGCUGUGUGAUACAAAGUAAAUACAAAUACAAAAAGAGAAGUCCUGCGCUCAUUCCCAUCACUACUGGGCCGGUAGCAAUGACUACAGUACACAUCCGCCCAUGUGUUCCCUAUUGAUCACACACAACACCACUCACACACCUCUACACCUCACCUUACCUAAAAUGAAGAUGACAAUUAUACCCCAAUCAGAGCCAAUGGUCGGGCAUAACCAACAAGACAGAAUAGGACCACACCCUUACGGGGUUGACGCAGCUCCAAAUAUAUAUGGGGGGGGGGGCCUUAGGUCCAAAACAUGGGCAAAUGCACAAAAUCAGUCCAGUGAAACGGUGACAAACUCCAUAAGACCUACGGGAGUGGAAAGAGGUCAUGUUGGAAUCUACAAGCAGAGGCCACAGGCUAAAACACUCAGAGAGAUACACUAGCUACACCCGAGAACCUCACGAGAACGCAUGCCACACAAACUUAAUGCUCAUGAUCUUGCUAUGAUGGUGAACUGCGUGUCCCACCUGAUAUACCCUACUGCUAUAUGUAUCUAUUGUCAAAAUCUUCAAUAAAAACAGAUUUACAAAAAAAAAGAAAAAAAAAAGUCUUAGAUCUUUGAGUUCUGCUCAUGAAAAAUGGGAGCGAAAACAAAAGAGUUGAGUUUAUAAUUUUGUUAAGUGUAUAUAUCAAUGUCUGAUAAAAUAGGAAAUAAAUGGUGCAAAUGUCAUACAAAGUAUGGAAUUCCAAUUGCUUUCAAACAGCAAUCAUUUACAAAACAACCUCCAAAGUGGGAAAGAUGCUGCAAAAUUCAAAGAUACUAGUAAUAUUUGCUGUUCAGAUACAGCUACCCACCUGCUCUAUUUUUACAUUUCACAACACUGUAUUUUUUUUUGCAGGAAUUGGAGAGUCCAUAUUGCCAGAUCCUUCCUAAACUAUAGGGCUGUCUAUUCGCUUAGCCAGCCGGCAUUUACUAAUAUGGGGAAAUAAGUCAGAAAAUUAAAUGCUGAGUGAUCUAUCUGAAACAUUAUUAGGGCCUGUUUGGGGUUUUCUGAAAUUAAGGUUCCUAAUUGGAACUUGUGCGCACCAAUUCUGAAGCAGUCUGGUGAAUAAAGGGGAAUUGUAAAUCUAGUGAUCCACCUCUGUAAUGUAUCCUUUGAAUUACUUUAAUACCUAUAAAUGAUUAUGCCUUUAUGAAAUCAGAACUUAUUGAAUAACUCUGAUUUUGACCAUAUUUCAAACUCUGUUUAUCAAAAAGUCUAUGUGCCAUAUUGCAGGAACAUCUUGCAUUCUUUUUUAUGUCUGUUUCUGGUUUCAACUGGUUCUUGUGUUCUUUCUGUCCCUACUAGGUUGCCAAUCUUUUGCGCCUCUUUCAGAUCCCGCAGAUAAGCUAUGCCUCAACGAGUGCCAAAUUAAGUGACAAAUCCCGUUAUGACUUCUUUGCACGCACAGUACCACCAGACUUUUACCAAGCCAAAGCCAUGGCAGAUAUCCUAAGGUUCUUCAACUGGACUUAUGUAUCCACAGUGGCAUCAGAAGGAGAUUAUGGAGAGACAGGUAUUGAGGCAUUUGAGCAGGAGGCACGGGCUCGGAAUAUCUGCAUAGCCACUUCAGAGAAGGUUGGACGUUCCAUGAACAAGAAGACCUUCACAAGCGUUAUUCGGGCACUGCAGCAAAAACCCACUGCUCGGGUAGUUGUCCUCUUUACCAAGAUUGAGGAUGCUCGAGAGCUUCUGGCAGCAGCUCAACAACUAAAUGUGUCCUUCAUGUGGGUGGCCAGUGAUGGCUGGGGAGCUUUGGAGAGUGUGGUGUCUGGGAGUGAAGAUGUGGCAGAAGGUGCUAUCACUCUUGAACUUGCAUCAUACCCAUUGUGGGAGUUUUCAGAAUAUUUCCAGUCACUGCACCCGUACAACAACACACGCAAUCCUUGGUUCCGGGAAUUCUGGGAGAACAAGUUUCAGUGCCGGCUUACGUCACCGGACUGUGCGGUACAUUCAUUGAGGAAUGUGAAAUUUGAACAGGAAUCCAAGAUAAUGUUUGUGGUGAACGCGGUGUAUGCUAUGGCUCAUGCCAUGAACAACAUGUACCUAGCUCUAUGCCCCAAUGUCAGUCAACCAUGUGCUGCCAUGAAUCCAAUAAAUGGACGACGCUUUUAUCGUGACUAUAUCCUUAAUGUAAAGUUCAGUGGUGAGUAUAAAAAAAUAAAAUACUGCAUGGCAAUCAUUUUUCAUCAACUGGUUUUUAACUCAUAAACAUGAUCCAUGUCACCAUAAACUCAUAUGGUGGAUAUUUAAAACAUGAUCCAUGUCACAGAGUAUACACUGGACACUUAGGAAGCUGCAAAGCAUUCAUUGUUAACUUAGGUAUCCAUGUGUUUGUAAAUUGUAUUUUGUUCAUCUUCCCUUUACUUAAUAAACAGCAUGCAAAAUGUAGCUUAAAAAUAUCUGGGUGCCAAAGUUUGCCUUCACUGCUUAAAGGACCACUCUAGGCACCCAGACCACUUCAGCUUAAUGAAGUGGUCUGGGUGCCAGGUCCCUCCAAGAUUAACCUUUUUUUUUAUAAACAUAGCAGUUUCAGAGAAACUGCUAUGUUUAUAAAUGGGUUAAUCCAGCCUCCUCAUUGACAGCCGCUAGAGGCGUUUGCGUGCUUCUCACUGUGAUAAUCACAGUGAGAAGACGCCAGCGUCCAUAGCAAAGCAUUAUGAAUGCUUUCCUAUGAGACCGGCUGAAUGCGCGUGCGGCUCCUGCCGCGCGUGCGCAUUCAGCCGAAGGGGAGGAGAGGAGGCGGAGAGGAGGAGGAAAGCUCCCCGCCCGGCACUGGAAAAAAGGUAAGAUUUUAACCCUUUCCUCUCUCCAGAGCCCGACGGGAGUGGGACCCUGAGGGUGGGGGCACCCUCAGGGCACUAUAGUGCCAGGAAAACGUGUAUGUUUUCCUGGCACCAUAGUGGUCCUUUAAUAGAGUCAGGCAUUUUUAAAGGGAUUUAAAAGUGGAGCAAUCACCAUGGAAACCAGUGAAAUGGUCCUGCUUAUUACUCUACACCAUGAGCAGCUUUAAAUAUCCAACUCCUGUUGUUUGAGCCAACUUAGAUGAAAUACUAUUUUCUUUUGAUGUUUCUAGAUUCACUUUGCAUUUUAUUGACAUUGGCACUGGGAAACAAAGUGCAGAUAUGUAUAUCUUUUCAUCUAUAGUCUUCUUUUCUAGUUAUUUCACUCCUUUGCCAAGCACUCACAUUUGGAUGCCAGAUCCACUCUAAAAUACAUUUUCUGUGACUUAAUUUGCAACAUGGUAAAGAAUCUCAUAUGGCGUAUAUGUUAGAAUUGUAUUUCUAGCACUUAGAGGCUACAAUUUACUCCGCUGCUUCCCAUUGGUUGCAAUCUCACAAAAGCUUACAUUGCCAAUGGUUCUUAACCCCAUCUAUGACAGAUGGCAUGAUAGAAUGGCAAUGAUGUCAUUGUAUUUGCCUAUGCCCUGGUUGUGAUGGGGUUAAAGUAGUAAAAUAAGAUAUUGCACACCUACUUCUGGUUACUGUGCUCUUAAAAGGCAAUCCUUUAAUACUUUUUUCUAUAGAUUUGCAAGCAUUCCAUAACUUUAGCUGCAUGUGUAUCUUCACCUGUGUAAAUAAAAAGCACCAUAGCCAUAUAGCCUGGACAUACUGCAUUUUCCCUUUUGCUUCAAUAAUAUAGUUACACAGGGUGUUCUCGGUAAAAUGCUAUCAACUAAACUACAACUUUCAAAAACCUGUUUUUUUUUUUUUUUUUAUAUAUAUACAGAAUUUGUUUUUUUGCAUAUAGUUUCAAUGCAUUAUCCACAUAAGAAUUGGUCAACUGCAGCCCUCAGAACCCUGUAAACCUUUAUUAUGUAACUGAGGAAGUGAUUUGUAUACAUUUUACCCUCCUUGUUAUAUUCUGUGUUAUUGACAAAGCAUUUUUUUUCCCCUCUCUUUCUUCCACCCUAGCCCCAUUUCCUCCUCCGGACACCCAUAGCACAGUUCGAUUUGACAAGUUUGGUGACGGAAUAGGUCGCUACAACAUCUUCAGCUUUCAGAACACAGAUGGUCGGUUUCAUUAUAAAAAAGUAGGUUACUGGGCUGAGGAGCUGACGCUCAACACAAGUCUGAUCCCGUGGGCACGUAGUGCAGUGCCUGUGUCCCAGUGCAGCGACCCUUGCAAAAAGAAUGAGGUGAAGAGCAUGCAGCCAGGAGAUGUCUGCUGCUGGAUCUGCAUCCCAUGCCAGCCCUAUGAGUUCCUUCUGGAUGAGUUUACCUGCAUGGCUUGCGAGCUGGGGCAAUGGCCCAAUACUGAGCUUAAUGGCUGCUUUGACCUGCCCCAAGAGUAUAUCCGCUGGAGGGAUGCAUGGGCAUUGGGGCCAGUGUGCCUAUCCUGUCUGGGUUUACUUUCCACCCUCUUUGCGGUUGGUGUUUUCUUACAGAACAAUAAUACUCCAAUUGUAAAAGCAUCUGGACGUGAGCUCUGCUACAUCUUGUUGAGCGGGGUUCUCCUCUGCUAUGCCAUGACUUUCAUCUUCAUCGCCAAACCAUCUUCUUCUAUUUGCACCCUACGGCGCUUUGGACUUGGCACCUCUUUUGCAAUUUGUUACUCGGCCUUGCUCACAAAGACCAACCGGAUCGCUCGUAUUUUCAAUGGGGCUCGAGAUGGAGUCCAGCGCCCACGUUUUAUCAGCCCCGCAUCACAAGUAGGCAUCUGCUUGGUCCUAAUCUCCUGCCAGUUGCUUGUGGUGGUAAUCUGGUUGCUUAUAGAGCCACCAGGCACACGAAAGGACACAGCCCCCGACAAACGCUAUGUGGUGACCUUGAAGUGUAACAGCAGUGAUGGGAGCAUGCUAGUGUCGCUAUCCUACAAUGUACUUCUUGUCCUGCUUUGCACAUUUUAUGCUUUUAAAACACGCAAAUGUCCUGAGAACUUUAAUGAAGCCAAAUUCAUUGGCUUCACUAUGUAUACUACAUGCAUUAUCUGGUUGGCCUUCUUGCCUAUCUUCUAUGUGACCUCUAGUGACUACAGGGUAAGAACUCUUUACCAAAACGCAAAAAUUCCAUCUUCUUAUAUCAUCAUCAGCAUCAUCAGGCAGUGCUCUGCCUAUAUCAUACAUCACCCAUGACUCAUCCACCCAGGUCAGGGCACAAGCAGCCUCUGUUUCAUUGUUAUCAUGAAAAUUCUCACUCGCAAAAGUCUCCAAAUAUUGGCCACCGUGUUAUGCACAAAUAUCAAAGUCAUACACACAGCAGUUAUAACUUCUACUAGUCAUCAAUAUUAAUACAGACUCUGCAGUAUAACGAACAUGGUUUAAACUAUGCCGACUGUAAUUUUAUUAUGUAAGUAUUUAUACAUGGGCUUUCACUGUAGAAGUCCUAACUAGCUUGUAGGAGCUAUGCGCAGUGCUCCACUUAAAAAGUAUGAAAGGGACAAUAUCAGUAUCAGUAUCAGUUGUAUCAAAAUUGCAGGGUAGAACAUUGUUUUUUUUUUAUUCUUCUUUUUUAUUUAGAGAUGGACAUCUUAAAGGGACACUCCAGGCACCCAGACCACUUCUGCCCAUUGGAGUGGUCUGGGUGCCAACUCCCACUACCCUUAACCCUACAACUGUAAAUAUUGAAGUUUUCAUAAAAACUUCUAGUGGCUGUCUACACUUUCUUGAAUUGUGGUGUGUGUAGUUAAGUGUACACCCAGGUCUAGCAUCAUCAUUAAAGGAUAGAGCUGCCCUUUAAAGGCACAGAGCCAACUUUACCUGGAGAAAGGUUUUUGUUGGCUCCAUUAAAGGUGAGCAGUUUUCUUCUUUAUUUGUACCAAUAUAUCUAUUAAAAAUACUGCACUAUUGUUUUUUAUUUUUCCUUUUGAAGUAUACCAUAUCUAGGAUUCAAGAUCUUAAAGGGACAUUCUAGGCACCAAAACAACUUCAGCUUAAUGAAGCAGUUUUGGUUUAUAGAUCAUGUCUUAUUGUAUAAAUUUUCUGACAUUUAGGUGUUAAAUCUCUUUGUUUACGCAGCCCUAGUCACACCUCUCCGAAUAGGGCUUUCACAGCUUUCCUAAACACUUCCUGAAAAGAGACUAAUUUUAAGCUUCAUUUCCUGAUCAAACAUGGCAGCAUUUACUCAAGGGUAGCCCUCACCCUCACAGCAUAAAGGACAGGAAAUAUAACUCUGAAACUGGUAUAAAUAGAUCCACCACUCCCAUCAGGCAGUCUUUUUUCCUGUCCUUCACAGCAGUUUGGAAGGAGUCUGCGUUAGCAGGCCUAGAUUUAGUUUUUAUGCUCACCAGGCAACAACCUGGGUCCAGACUCUAAUCCCUGAAAACCCAGCAAUUGUACAUAUGUAAGAGUUGCCUCCCUGGGCACCCCCUUUAGCGACUGAGGGUCUCACCUAACUCUUUACCUGAAGGGAUGGAUGACAGCGGUCUACAGGAUAAAUAAGCAUCUUUCCCUGAAGACCCAGCAAACAGAACUUGCAUACUUGUGACCACCAUGUCUGGUAUCUGUUUUAAGCUUUCUUGGCCUGGUGAGCACCCCCUGUGUAAUGAUCAGGAAAAUAAAAUUACAGUCUGAAACUAUUUUCCUUAUUGCACAUUCUGUUUAAUUUAGAAUUUCAUAUCACCUGCUUUGUUAGUAGUCUUGUAGUCCCCGCAGGAGCCCCUAUUGUGUAAUUAAAGUUCAAUUUACAAAACAGGAGAUAAAAGAUUCAAAUAGACUGUGCGAGUCACAGCUAGGGCAGGUGUGGCUAAGGCGGCAUAAACAGAAACAAAAUUGAUUUAACUCCUUAAUGGUAAAGAAUUGAGCAGUGAGACUGCAGGGGCAUGAUCUAUACACUUAAACUGCUUCAUUAAGCUAAAGUUGUUUUGGUGGUUAUAGUGUCCCUUUAACGACAGAGACUUUAGAGAUCAGAGCCAAUCGAAAAAUGGCUCUACCAAAUGUGUCUUACGUAGUGAUGUGGCGAACAUAUGCGCUGUUUGGUCUGCCCCCUAUUCGUCAUCAUUGAGUAAACUUUGACCCUGUACCUCAAAGUCAGCAGACACAUUCCAGCCAAUCAGCAGCAGACCCUCCCUCCCAGAUCCUCCCACCUCCUGGACAGCUCACUAAGAAUGCAGCUUCACAAUGGAUGCUGUCCAGGAGGAGGGAAGGUCUGGGAGGGAGGGUCUGCUGCUGAUUGGCUGGAAUGUGUCUGCUGACUGUGAGGUACAAGGUCAAAGUUUACUCAAUGAUGACAUAGGGAGCGGACUAACAGCGCAUAUGUUCGCCGUCCGCGGCGAACCGUUCGGGACAUCACUAGUCUUACGUGUUCUGCACUUUGAGCAAUUAUCCUACAAUAUUACAUAUACAUUUUGUACAAGAAAGUACACCCCCUAUACAUAUAGAGAGAGAGAAUGAAUGUUUUGUUUUAUAUAUUUGCAAGGGAUGUUCUCCACUUAUUGUGUAUUACAUAAUUUAUUAAGUUUCUCAAAGUUUUACUUGGGACAGUUGAACUAUAAAUCCUCUUGCUUUACCCAUAAAGUUCUGUUCAGCAGUGCAAUCUAUAUAAAUUUAGCAGAGCGUCAUGAUUUCAUGGCCGCAUCAUGGUCUGCACAGAACUCACUGCCAACGCUGCAAUGUUUGGGUUAUUCCAUCAAACACAUGAAUUUAAAAAAAAAAAAAAUUUAAAGUGUGCAAUCUAUAUAAUCCAUUUUUUUAAAUAAAGAAUGAGCUUGAAUUUGGUUUAACCUGUGAUUAUAUUUGUCACCACUGGGAAAUAUGUUUUCUCAAUUCUCUACAUUUCUCCCCAGGUCCAGACCACAACACUGUGUGUUUCAGUAAGUCUGAGUGGCUCUGUGGUUCUCGGCUGCCUCUUCACUCCAAAACUGCACAUCAUCAUGUUUCAGCCACAGAAAAAUGUUGCCAGCCACCGCACUGCCACAAACCGCUACAGCGCCACAGGAACAGGAGUGCAACAUGGUUAGUGCCACAAAAACUCAGCUCAAGGGAAUAGUUGCAGUUUAUAAUGUCUUGGCCAGAAAUAAAUGAGGAAGCUAUAAUCCUCUACUGCCAACUAAUCUGCCACCUCAGGGAGACCAGAUAAGUUACAUACCAAGGAGCAUGGCUUGCCACACUACAUUAGUAUUGAUGAAUAUAAUCAGAGCUCAAUCCAUGCUGCUAGAGAUUGUUCUGCAUAUUAAUCCCCACUGUGGAGUUUCUUACUCUACUAAGAAACAAACCAGUUAGUGUUGCCAAUGCAGUCUGAUUAUUGCUUUCUCCAGAGGCAGAGAGGCUGAGCUCCCUCUGAUAGAACAAUUUUAAAAAAAGGUAGUGAGCCCAAAGAAACAUUUUAAGACUUAAACCAUCCCUGCCGCUCAGCUAGAACAUGAAGAAAAAAAAAUGAAUAAAAAUGUAGGUGUGAGGUUGCAUUUAUUAACUAUUCUUAAUUUUUUAAUUGUUAAUUAACCAUUCCUGUCCUGACAGCUGGGGAGGAGCGGUCAAGUGAUGGUGCCAUGUUUAACCAGGAACGUAAGUUUAAACAUUAGAUCUCUCUUUACAAGAAGUGUUUAGGAAGGCUGUGCAAGUCACAUGCAGGGACUAUAUAAACACAGAGUUAUGAGCAGUGAGACUGCAGGGGCAUGAUAUAUACACCAAAAUUGCUUCAUUAAGCUAAAAGUUGUGUUGAUCUCUGUAGUAUCCCUUUAAACUGACAAUUGCUGGAAUUCAGAAUUGUUAGAGAAUUAUAUACAGUACAAUUCUUUCAUUAUGGCUUAAAAUGUGCGAGUCCCUUCUCAGCUCUCUGCAAACUGUCUGAUUUAGUAAAUAAUCCUGUUUAUUGUUAACCAUAAGAAGCGUUUUUCAUUUUACUCUGCAGUUUAGUACAUAAACCCCUAUCACGAUAAGUAAUACACUGGAGAUUAAUAUCUGUAAUAAGAACAGCAAAAUAAAGAUUUUACACAUUCAUUCGGAUCUGCAAGUUAUGGUACCACCAAACCUUCUGUAUUGAAAAAAAAAUUAAAAAAUUUUUCGUUGUUCAUUAGAAAUUACAAUGUAGGGACCCAACCAGAUCAGGAUCCCAUGGAUAGAUGUGUGAUGCAGUGGAACACAAAUGGUCAAGGAUUCAUUGUUUAAAUAGAAACAAAAAGCUGUUCAAGAGUCACUGCAAUAGCUCCAUGCAUAGGAAAUGUUUUGGGAAAAUAAAUAUAUUGGUUUCAGAUCAAAUGGACCAGACCUGAAAUAAGGAUUAUCCGUAAAUUCUUGUUUUUGUGUUCAAGCAGCACAAAUCCAGAAAUAGAACAACAAAGUAGGGCAAUGAUGACAAAGUGGGCUUCUCUAGAACAGAAAGCAGGCCAGAUUUCAUGGGGGUAAACCCAAGCAAUUUGCUUUUACGUCAACUAAGCUAAUAAUUCCUAAAUAUGCAUCUUAACCUACCACCAGGAUUGAAAGGGUUAAGCAACGGAGGAAAAAAAAAAAAUCAGGAAGAGAUGACCAAUUUCAGAUGUUCCCCAGCAAGCCUAAAAGCACAUUAAUUUAUCUUCUGCAAAGAAAGAAGAGCGUAGAACAAAACUUUCACAUACAUUAGGAGCAUCAUUUUAAUGUGAAGAAAUGCAGUUUGAAUGCCUUCCUCCCCCUCCUCUUUCCUUUGUCAUCUCAUUUUUAACCCCCUGCCCAAAAGGCCCCCAGGGACUAUUUUAAUGGCUUGAUUGAGAUUCAGGUCCCCACAGGAGCCUCUGGCUGGCCAUUAACCUGCAAAGAAUACACAGACUCACUAACAAGGGAGUUAACAGACGGCUCAUUAAUACUACCCCCUGCUGUUUCACUAAAGGAGACAGAUUUUCAGAAUGCUGGGUGAUGUAGCAUCCACAGUCUCUAAUCAUCAAUUCUCUAAAAAUAUGGGACCCUCAGUAGAAGACACAAAUUUGUUUGGUGUGCGUUUGUCUAAAGCCAUUUUUGUCCGUAUUAAUUCUAAUAUAUGCAUUAUUCAUCUUUCCAGGCACAGCCGUGCAGUAUGUACCAACUGUGUGCAACGGGCGCGAAGUAGUGGACUCCACAACCUCAUCUCUGUGA
Molecule: messenger RNA, 79658 nt
Organism: Pelobates cultripes (western spadefoot toad)
Lineage: Eukaryota; Metazoa; Chordata; Amphibia; Anura; Pelobatidae
Source: the annotation of a GenBank genome assembly